AUUGGGGUCCGUGAGCUCCCUGACAGCCAGCUCUGUUAUGUUGGAGUAAACACAAACUCCUCCUUCCCCCGGUGACAGGCGGCAACACUGAAGCAUUGCCUCGCCUUUUCCAACACAAUCUGCGCUCUGGACUCAAUGUCGAAGCCACUCAGGUGAGUCACAAGAUUGUUGUUUUUAUUAUCACCGUGUUGUCUUGUCGGCUCGUGAUGUGGCGCGAGGUAAACGUCAACCUUCGGUCAUUUUUUUUCAGUCACAUACGACCGCGUUACCUGUCCGUUACGCACAGCGACGCACGGUUUGAUUUUUUCACAGCUGAACCGAGAUUUUCAGGUACGCGUUCAGAUCCAGUUUGGACGUGGCGGAUCUCCAGUCUUAAUCUCAGCCUGUCUGCUUUAUUCUUUAUGGUUUGGGUUGAAUAUGAAGGCUCUCUGUUUGACAACCUGCCGCGACACAGUCCUACUGGUGCGUCAAUGUGGGUUAAUGGAACAAGCGCCUGGAGUUUCUGUCCUUAUCUCCCCCUCGGGUUUUUAUUUUCACUUCUGUUUGUGUUUGGUUGAUCUCUUUUAUCAAUCACAAUAAAUAUUAGUAUUAUUGCGUGUCUGUGGUGUGCAGAUGAGACAGUUUUAACACUCAGGUGAUCUGGUAUAAAGGAUAAAUCUGCUCCAAUCUUCCUUGUUGGACUCUUCUCCAAUAUUAAGUGCUAUAACAUUUUAAUGAAGUCCUGGAUGUCAAUGUCAUUAUCAUUGGACAGAAAUUUAAUUCCCAUAAGAAAAGUCUCUUCUUAGAGAGGUCAGAGGUCAGGAUCAGCAACAGAUCAACAUCCCUGCGGCAGAUUGUCUAUGGCAGCGUGCUGGGUGGAGGAAAGGGGGGAUCGACUGCUGCUAAAUGAACCAAGAUACCCUAAAGACAGUGUUUCACUGACGGUUAAAGGGAUAUUCCGGUGUAAAAUUAAGUUAGGGUUGAAUACACCGAUCAUUUCCUCAGUCGAUGGAUUCGCCUGAGGUGUCCGCACAAACAAACGGCUGCUGGAAGAGAGUAGGUGAGCUGUGUUUGGUCUCUUUGUGAAAGAAAUUAGGUAAAGUUAAAAAGAUUUUUGGUUAGCCUGGGACCCUAUUUGUACUGUUGAUGAAGUUAGGUGCUGUUCUGAGCAUUAUUUGUGGCUAUAGAGUGGCGUUUUGGUUGAGCGAAUGGCCCUCUGUAUUGCUAUCAUGCAGUUGUAACUAGAGAAGCAAGCGGUUGGCAACAUUCAUCUCUCGAUGGGAGUGUCUAACUCCCAUCCUAACUUAACUUUGCGCCGGAAUAUCCCUUUAAAAAGACACCAUGACUACGUUCACACUGCAGGUUGUGAUGCACAAUUCAGAUUUUUUGUUAAAUCCGAUCUUUUAGUGCGGUCGUUCACAUUACAACAACAAAUGUCGCAUCUAAUGUGAACGGAAUGCGCCCGUGAAGUGACCCGCAUGCGCACAAAGCACAAAUUGCUUUCCGCGCCUGUUUGUGUUGUCGAACAAUGGUGACGUUUGCCGCAUAUUGAUGAAGUAUAGGUCGGAUGAACGCGACCUGAGCGUCCACACUGCAGUCACAUCAGAUACAUAUCCGAUUCAUAUCCACAUACAAAAGAGGCCUGGAUUGGGUUUGAAAAAAUCUGAAUUGCACUGUUUACACUUCUGAUAUGUGUCACAUAUGGUUAAAAAGUCAGAAUUGACCUGCAGUGUGAACACAGCCUAUGACAGCCUUUAAUUAAAGCACCACUGUGAGAUAUCAAAGUCACAUUGACCCCGUGAGUAGAGUCUGAUCGAUAUUAGAGUUUUGAGUCUAAUAUUGGUACUGAACUCUAAGGGCUGCCUUCUUUAACAUUUGAUUUUUUAGGUCAUUUCUGUUGUAGACAACAAUCCGAUCAACUGUUAUUCUUUGUUGCACUGUACUGAGAGUAUUAAGACUCUGAGCACACUCUGCAAGACGAACUACAUAAUCAAACUGUUUCCUAAUAACUCCCAGCAUUGUUUUUCAGAUUGCAAAUCAGAGCUGUUUCAACGCUGAUGCUGUUGUUGCAAUGAAUUAUUAAUAAGUGGAACAGGUAUCCGUGAAUGUGCCACUCUUGUUUUACUCCAGCUGCUGCUUUUUUAUGGUCUAUAUCAGUCACGAUCAUUGGUCAAACCAUUUAACCUCAAUCGAAACACCAUCAUGCCCACAAGUGUGUUUGUGGGGUCGGCCCUUUUUCCGUUCCCAUGGUACCGCGCUAAACAAAGACCCGUGCAGACCCUCUCUGAUAUUUCAGCGUGAACUCAUACUUAGUUAUCCUGUUUGGGGCCUUGGGAAGAACAGUGAUUGUUGUGGCAGACGCUAAUGAGACCGCUAAGAAACAAACAAAUAGUCUUUACUCGAAUGAGAAAUUGUUUGGAUUGAGGAAGAAACAAGAUUUGACUGCUAAGUGCUGGAGGCGGAUUGAUUUGACUUUCAUGGUAUUUGCUUGUAUUUGCAACCUGCACUGAGGAUUUAGAGUCACAACUCUGUUUCAAAUCUAUGAUAUAUUUCACAGGGAGAAUUGAUUUAUCAAAGAAAUAAGAGCCCGCUUGUAUUCGUGUCUCUUGAUCAAACGCUCAACAGGUUUGUAAUCGCUGUGGCUGUUUGCACUCUGAGUUUCAUUGCUGCUAUAAGAUGGUCUUUUUCCUGCUAUAGUUAGAAGGGUAUAUUGGAAAGCUAUGUGUGCUGUUUGUUAUUUGAGUGUGGGUGUGCAGUGAGAAACAAACAGAUGUGGUGAUUAAUGAACCCACAGCGAAGGAGGCGUCGUGCAUACCUGAAGUUUCCUGCAGCUCGCUCGGUUUAAACCUCAAAAACACCCGCCUGAAGAUAAUCCCUGCAGCUCGCCCACCCUCUGUUUAUCUGUCACCUCUCUCCAAAUCUUGGAAAAACUCAUAUUUUUGCUCCGAGAUGACACGCUGGGCAGCGAAUACAUUAAAGAACCUGGCUUCAAAGUGUGUUUUUUUUUCACAAGUAGGCGGAGAGGGAGCUAAUUGGUACAGAGUCAAGAAGACAAGGGAUGAGAGUGGUUUGACCCACAACUUUCCGGAUAUUUGCCAGCAGGCAGGAUCUCAGCCCACCCUCGAGGAAGAGCUGGAGAAUUAGAUAUGAGCAUUGUCACAGCAAGAUCAUCCUUCUGAUACGAAGUACAUUUAUACUCAACCUGUUAUUUUUCUGCUUGCCUUAGUGGAAGCUUGCUAAAACGCAUUAAGCUCCAGCAUGUUGCAACCGUAGGCUUGUUUGUGCUUGCGGCUACGGAUACAGAAUGCAAACCCUGCAGUCUGCCUUUGGAUUUGGCAUCAUGCUUAAAUGAUUUAGUAAUGAUAACGUGUAUUAUUAGCAAUGCUGAGUGUGGAGAUAGGAAUUUAACCCUCACCUGGCUGAAGAUCGGAGUAAAAAAACACAAACAAGUGAUGACAAAUACAAGGGGGGAAUCAUUUUUGAUCGGAAACAGGUUCAGGAGAGAAACUUUAAACCGAGGAAAGCAGGAACAGAGUAUGUCAGCAGUGUUUCGGUUCCUGAUGUGGAAAGCCCCGUCGCUUCAUAGUAAGGCUGGACCUCAGUGACACACAAGAGGGUGUGUCCCCAUCUGAAGAGGCCCUAAUAAACACAUGGCUGCAGCAGGGACAGUCUACAGCUGUGCAAACUGCUACCUGCAGCCCCCUCCCUCUCAUUCACUUACACGCACACAUCCCCCCUCAGAGUUUCAUCUGUAUUACACCCACAGCUUCUGCAAAGGACAAACAGGAAGGCCUUACUCUGGCUCGUACUGGAUAUAUGAACAAACUCCAGCUGUCCAAGAUUUGUCUUUGUUUACUAUCAGCUGGGUUUAAGUCUUAGCCGGGGCCACUGCAGUAUUGAAACAGCUGGACAGAGAUCAAGGUUCUCCCUUUUCAGAUGCGUCAUUGCUCACCCACCAUCUGUUCAAAGAGGCAUUGUGGGUUGCUCCUCCUAGAUAAAAGUCGCGCACCAGAAACACUAAAGAGAGAUUUCUUUCUUUAUCGGGGAGUUAAAGCGAAUCGAUCGUUCGCUCCUAAAAAGUGCUGCACCUGAUGAAAAACUUGCCUGAGUUCGCACCUCUCUGCGCUGAUAUCUGUUGUAUUGACUGAGGGGUCAGCCGGGGUCAGAGGGAGAACGUUUGAUGCCUUCGGGUUAACUGCGAUAACUGGAGGUUUCAAGUUCUCAACAUUUUAUGAAGCUCUUUGUGCUUCAGGAAAAAGGGAGCAAUUUUAUCUAGGCUGAGAGAACAGACGGAUAGAUCACUGGCUGAUAUGAAGUUAUUGUUUGUGUUUGUUUCUAAUAUAAAGCAAAUUUUGGUGGAUUUACGAUGCAGAAAAUAAUGCACGAGUGGUUUGGAGAUUGUGUCGUUCUGUUUUUUGUUCAGGAAAGUGCAGCAGAGUUUAAAGGGAUAUUCCGGCGUAAAAUUAAUUUAGGGUCAAACACCCUGUAACGCUGAGUUAGACGCCCCCCUCGAGAGAUGAAUGUUGCCGACUGCUUGCUUCUCUAGUUAUACCAACUUCAGUAAUGACCGCACGAUAGCAAAACAGAGAGCCACAUGCUCAACCAAAAAGCCACAAAUAAUUCUCAGAACAGAACCUAACCUCAUCAACAGGGUACAUUGGGUCCUAGCCACAGCACUAGCCACCACCGCCUUUUUAGCUUGGCCUGAUUUCUUUCACAAAGAGACUAACCACAACUCACCCUCUCUCUUCCAGCAGCCACUUAUUUGUACGGAGACCUCAGGCGAGUCCAUCGACUGCAGCGGGGUGACGCAGCUCAAGGAAGAACAUUUAUGAUCAUUACUUUAUCAUUUCCUUGAAGUAAUAAUCUCCAUAUUAAUCAUGGUGUUCUGCCUUAGUGUCUCAGUCUGAUUGCAUUUCCAUGAAUUAAUAAUCAUAAAUGUUCCUUCUUGAGCUGCGUCACCCCACUGUAGUCGAUGGACUCAUCUCCACACAAACAAGCGGCUGCUGGAAGAGAGUAGGUGAGUUGUGUUUAGUCUCUUUGCUAAAGAAAUCAGGCAAAGUUAAAAAGAUGUUUGGUGGCUAGUAAUAUGGCUGGGACCCUAUAUGUACUGUUGAUGAAGUUAGGUGCUGUUCUGAGCAUUAUUUGUGGCUAUAGAGUGGCGUUCAUGCAGUCGUUACUAAAGUUGGUAUAACUAGAGAAGCAAACAGUUGGCAACAUUCAUCUCUCGAUGGGGUGUCUAACUCAGUGUUACAGUGUGUUUGACCUCAACUUAAUUUUACACCGGAAUAUCCCUUUAAGACUCAACAAACCCUACAGUGCAGUACAGUAUUCAAAUGGGCGUAUACUCUCCUCCUCUGACAAUGCAUCUGUCUCUAUUAUAUUCCUGUCAAUCAUUACAUGAACACAUUGCAGAUUAAGAUUUUGAGAGAUCAGGCAGUGUCCCCGCUGUUCUUUCAUGAGGUUAACCCCAUUUAAAACCUUUAUGAUCUGUGUUUUUUACAGUGUUUUUAAGGGCAGCAAAUGAGCACACAAACUCCAGUACUUAACAUUAGAUGCUUAUCGUGGCAGAUGUGAUUUUACAUGAGAACUCGUUUGACUUUUUAAAAAUUUUAGGUCAAAUUAUGGCAGCCUAAUUUGUGACCUGCUCAGGGACAGCAGGGUGGAGCCCUGAAGAGAUUAACUCCCUCUGCUAUGUGCCCUGAUUUUUCCUCAAGUGAAGGCAAACAUCUCCAGCUCUUUAUUUCAACAUGUUUCAGUCCACUUCAUUUUGUGUGACUGAAUGACUCAGAAAAGCAAAUAUUAAGUUUUCGGUGGAAAGGAAAGAAAAGGGAGACGCGCAGACUUGUUAACAGCCAGUGGGGGAAAAGACGGUGAUGUAAUUGUGGAUUUCCUUGAGGGGUAUUUGUUUGAUCCUUGUGCGAAUCGGUAACAAAGUCAGCUUACCAGCACAAGACGUUACACCCACACAUUCCUGGAGAGCUUGAUGUUUAUGAUAAUGUCAAAUGUCUCCACAGUUGGUAGAUGAUGCAAAUAGUGUGAAACUUGGGCGCACCACUCAACAUACACUCAUAAAGUACAUAUGUUUUCUUGUAGUCUAAAGCAUUUAUUUGACUAUUUCGUUUCUGAAUUUUUAAGGUCUCCAACUCUGAACUCAUGUGUUCCAUAUUAGCAAUUUGUAAAUAACCAUAGACUGUAUAAAGAAUGGACGCCAUCUGCCUCCUCACUGGGUGAAGCCACUUCGAGAACAGCACCCUCUGGUGACGGGCUGCAGUAUAGGUCAUAAAUCCCGCCUCCGCCAGCAAAGCUAAUGGAGCUGUGGACAAAUUUUACAAAUUUGUUCCACAGAAUAUAAAUAUUUUUCCUCCCUGCUUGCAUUUUUGACAUGUAGUUACUGUAAAACUGGUUUGUGCUCAAGUUCUAUUUUUUCUGUACAGCUGUUUUUAAAAGUUAUAAGGGGGUUCAUGUUUUUAUGAUUGACACUUGAUACAGCCUAUGGGCGUACAAGAAUUGCGUAGCUCACCUGGGGCAUACGCUGUUUGAGCCGAGCGUUAGCACAGCGACUCUCCCGCUCAAUGUGUACAAUGCUACUGCACAAGUGGUGGAGUGCGCACAACGCUACUGCGAAAUGUCGGUUUCAGGAAAUGGAGAGAAAACGCGGAAUUACCAAGAGCUUUUCGGCUUCAAAUCCAUAUACUGGCGGAAGGCGGAACCAAGUUGUCCAUAGUAAAUACAGUCUAUGUAAAUUACAGAAAAACUGCUUUAUUUACUCUCUAAUAUAUUAGAAACCUGGUCUGUUUUUCACUCGAUUAAAAACCGUCUUGAACGAACACAAAAACGAACCUAGCUCCAAGAAACAAGCUACUAGCAUUUUAGCUAUCCCUCUUGAACAAAGUUAGCCAGAAAAUCCCAGAAAAAUACAGAUCUCUUGGUAUGAAACUACCCUUUUCUGUUUUUUUUUUUCAGUUUUAAUCAUGUCUUUGAGAGAAAAGUAGACCCAUAUUGAUGACUUGACUGAAGCUUGGCCUUGAGCGCAAAAUGAAAACUGCUGAGAUGUGACUAAAAAACAUUAGCUCUCCAGCCAACUUUGUAAUGGUUUUACAGCUCGUUGUGCCAACAUUUGUAUCCAUAUUUUUGACAAUGCAGACGGAUUUUAGUGCACUUUUAAGCUAACACAAGGGUGUCUACCAGUCUUAACCACAUUGUCCAAUUAGACUACUGCAGAAAGCAUGACUCCUGCCAAAUACCUUGUGUGAAUCAUAAAAACCAAAGUAAUCCUUGCAUGUAAAAACAUGCAAUCAGUGCAGCCUUUUUACUGUUAGCUCGAAGCUAUGAGUAAUUUCUUUUUAGAUCGGUUUUUAGCUUUGAAAAAACAAAGUCAUCAGGAGACUCGUGUUUAAACGUUUACAGGCGGUUGUUCGGUUAGUCAUGCAUCACUUUGGAUACAAUAAUGUGGCGUUAAAACAAAAGUGCUAAGCUUGGUGAUGUCUAAAACUGGGAAAAUACUGCAUUUCCAGACUAUAGUUUCAAUAUAAUACAGGCUAACUUGAGUGUAUGCUGUUAAUACACCAAUGCUUGUCAUACUACCUCCUAACACGUAUACGGUUCAAGCUAAUUUAACACUCCUGUGGGGUUGCACAAAGAAUUCAACCACCAACAUACAAACAUUUGCUACUUAUACAGCUUUGGAUUUAUUUUAAUGUCUUUAACGACAUGUAAAAUGUUACUUACAUUCAUAUGAUGCUUGUUGCUGGUUGGCGAGCUUUGCUAUAGUGUAGUUUAAGAGCCGUAUCGUACUCAUAUCCAAGGUAGCUAGCAUGAAUAGUUUGAUAGUUUUAGUAUGAUAGACGAUUCGUACACAGCCGAAAUGUGAGUGGGUGAGAAGUCUAAGGGGUCACAUGGUGAUUUGGAUGAUUCAUAGAAUCUAAUUAUAUUAUAUUAUAUUAUGAUUCAUAUAAUUUAAUUUUAGGGGGAAGCCUUAAGAUUAAUUUUCCGUUCAAUAUUCCUCUCCAACUCCUCUUUAAUUUUCUUGCACAGAUACAAAACUUAAGUGGCUUUUAAUUGAUUCCCAAGCAGCGGGCUGUGGCGGUGUCUCACAUGGCGAUGGCGCAUAUAGAGAGAUUAUUUCCCCUCAUUUCUGCAGCAACCAUAAACUCUGACGGCCGGUCUUGUGUCUUCAGCCUAUUGCAUGUAUCGUAUUAUUUCUGUGUAUCAGCACUUGUAGUGGCUUUUUUAACACUCCUCAUAAAAAGCUGCGACCAUUAGGUACAGCUCAGUCAACUGUCUGGAGUGAAACAUUAGUUUCGGGUCGUAUCUUUUCAACGGUCUUAUAUCAAUUUCAGUUGCAUAAUACAGCGCUUUGUUGGAUGUUUUAGAGUUAACAGGCUCUUAAGAACUGUACUCGUGGAUUUGCGUAUAUGAGAUGAAAGCUGGGUGUGACUUGUUGAGGGAGAGUAAAGAGCGAGUGAGAGAGAGAGAAAUAUGAAAUAAUGGUUCGGCUGUGUCACUACAAAGGUUGUUGACAUGGAGGAGUACUGUGCUUAAUGAAUAAUGGAUGUCGACUAAAGCAGCCCCUUUCCUAUUCAUUCUUCCAAGGCUGCUGCUGCUGCCACACAGGGAGUUGUGUGUGAUCAUCAUGUCAGCGCUUCAAUAUUUUCAUUGUGCUUUCUGUAAUACGAUGCAGUUUGAAGGCACUGGAGUGACUCCAAUAAACAUUUUCACACAAGGCUCAUUGAGAAGGACUGCUUACUUUAUUUGAUCAUCACAUCAAAUAAAUGCAGAAAAACAACUUUAACACAGAAGCUCUUAUUGUAGACACACAGCACACAGAAAGAAGGGAAUUUAACCUUGGUUUUUUAUCGUUUUCUCUUUUUAUUCCUGAGGGUUGUAAUUAUUAAAAGUGCGCUUGUCACAUCACAAAGGCCCGCAGUGAUGGUUACAAUUGCUAAUUCAAUGUCUGCCUUUUCGUUUUUAUGUUGAGCCAAAAAGGAACUGACGUGGCGAGCCUCUUCAGAUCUCUUCAUCAAAAGCACCUUUUAACUUCUGACUUUGUGUGAAGCUUGAUAGUGUUAAGGCUCUUAUUUGACUGUGAUGAAUGUGUCUAAAUGAGCGCCGGUAGAUGCAGCAUUGAGCCCUCGGUCAGAGGUUAGCUGACACGGCGCCCCGCAUGCUGAUGUGUAGGACUCAGGCGAAGAGCAGAAAGUGCUAAUGUAUGGGGUGAUAAUAAGAGGUGUCAGAGAUGAUAUAAAGACCAAGGUUAAAGGUAGUCUGGGGCAUGUAGUGCGUUCGGAGGUAAGACGAAGGGAUGGACCUUGAACAUGUUUCAUUAUAUUGAAUUCUUGUCAGCGUUUAAGAGGGGGCAAUUUCAGCUGCUGUUGUCUGAUAGAAAAGUACAGCUGUGUGGAAUAGAAAAAUAACGCGUGUAAGACUGCUUGACAAAGUUAGGCAAGUUCGUUUUAUUUCUUUGUUUUGUGUGGAGAACUUUUCAUGGGGGUUGAUUGGCGCCCCCUGUGGACAAAGUGGAACUCUUACUCCUUGUUAAGUGGUGUAACCUUGCAGUAAAAUCUCCUUCUGCUGUUUUUGGAUGCACACUGUCCAUCCUCACAUGGAAGAACUUGAAAGCCAAUAGGGGAAGCAAGCUCACUGACGAGGACUAAACUGAGACGUCCCGAGUAUAGAAUCCACUCAAUUGCUGCGUUUACAUGGGCACAAAUAAUCGGAAUAAAUGCCCGAUUGGCAUAAAAGUACGUCAUGUAAACAUGUCGAUCGAAAGAUUCUGAUCCAAUUCAGCUCAAUCGGAAAGAUCAAGAGGGGUGGUUUUUGCUGAUCGUUAUUCCGAAACGCAUCCAUGUAAACACUUGUUCUGAUCGCGACUCUCUAAUCUGACUCAAUUUUCACUCUUUAGCUGUUGUUUUAGCGAAAUCAGACAACUCUGCGCCUGUCCAAAUGCUUCUGAUCUGAAUAAAACUUGGUACAUGUAUAUGUACCAUGAUCAUGAUCGGAUCACUUGAUUUUGCACCCAUAUAAAAACUGGGGAUUCAGAUUAUGCAAUCUCUCAAAUUUUUAAUUGUAUCAAGAAGUUUUGCACUUGUAAACAUGGCUAUGAUAUUUGGUGACGACUGCAACCAAAAUGACAAAAAGAGGCGUGAAGGAGAAACUGCAACUUCGGUGGAUGUACCAGAAAGCUACAAUCGACGAUGAGAGAGGUUUCUACCUGUCCCUGUCUGAAGUAAUAAGGUUUACUAGCGCAGUAUGUGUGUCAUAUUAAGACUUGAAUCAAAAGAUGAAACCGCUUUGACUCUUUAAAGUUGCCUGCUCGGUGAAUUCAGCGCAGUGCAGUUUCCCCCUAAUCCUCUUUAGACCCUAAACUUAACAUUAUGAUGAUGUCCCUGAUUUUCAAACUGCUUUUUUUUUCAGCUUGAGGAACAUUGAGCAGAUUUCAAACCUCCAAGGGCCUAAAAUUAAUAAUGAAAGAGUCAGAAUUUACCUUGUUUGCACUUUGCAGUAUCUAGAAGCAGUGUAAAGACGUCUCUUGUGAAUUCAGGUCCCUGGGGAACUAUUUACUCCCAUUUGGGAAUUCUCGCUUAAACACUGCUACACACCACAGGGCAAGUCUAAGCAAGGAUGUGUUAUAUCCAGUUCUGUUGAUGCAUUCAUGAAGCAGCAAACAGUUAAGUAUUAGACUCUUAGGGCUCUUUUUUUUAUGGUGCGAGUGGGGGAGCUGAAAGUCACUGAUGCACAGACUUUGUCGUACUGCUAUUUCAGUCCAUGUGCAAAAGGUACUUAUUAUUCAUUUGUUUUGUAGAGAGAGAGUUUUUACAGUGGUUGCAACGACUCUGUUUGAUAAAUGAGGCACUCUAUCCUGAUAAAUGUGUUCAAAGAUAUUGUUCCAGAUGUCAGCGCUUAAAUGAAAUCUUCAUAUCUCAUACACGAUUAAACCUUGGCAUGUAGUUAACAUCAUUGUGCCCUUCAAAGAAGUUAUAUAGCCGGUCAGACAUUAGUCCACGGAGCCAUCAGUUAUCAUUUUGAGAAGGUGAUAUAAUAGGCCUGGUCCUCCAAGUCCUCUAGGAGGUAUUGAAUUGAUUCAUCUAUGUAAGGAAAUACAUGCAACACCACACCAUGACUUUGCCACGCUGACCUUCAGCUCCGGAGAUCUAAUCUAUAAAUUCUAUGCUGUGUCGUGUUAUGUAUGAAAGUUGGAUUGCGGCGGCGGCGGUCACAGGUUCACACACGUGCUCUCUUUGUUAUUUCAGUUUUAAGCGUUUUUUUUUUUUUUUCUGAACAAAACUAACCGGCUUUAUGUUGCUAAUCUGUGCAGCAUUUGGUCAGACAAUAUGUUUCCCCACUGGGAAAGCAAACUGUUGAGGAUAACACUCUCCCAAACACUGCCAAAGUCUGAUCUGUGCUCAGCCGCAGACAAUGCCAGAUUCAUUUCCGUUCGUUUUUAUUCACUCACAGUGAUGGCAUAUUUGUUUUAUCAUAAUUACAGCCUGCUUUGAUGCCAGUACAGAUUCAAUCAUGAGAAGCUGUUGGUAUUUUUUACCAAAGUGAGAGCUUAAAUUUGCAGCACAGUGCCACGUGUGCAUAUUCACGCACUAUUUCCAUUUUUAAUGCUAGAAAUUCAGCUUUCUAUUAAGGAUAUAAAUCCGCAAUAAAAUCAAUAAUGCAGAAAUCUGUGAAACUGCUCCUUAGUUUUAGCAUUUCUGCGUUUCCCAGGGAAUGAAUAAUCAGCAGCUUAUUUGCAUUUUCUGGUCCUUAAUUGUCUUUAACGUGAAGGUUUUCUGCACUCAGGGCAAUAGGACACAGGUAUCUUUAAAUAAUGGAGGACAGCAUCUUAGUGAAGCAGAAAACCUUGAAACUUUUUGUCUGUUUAGGGCAAAAAAAAAGUUUUACAAUACAUUUAAAACGGGCUAAAAACAUAUAGGGAUGCACCGAUCCGAUAAUUGGAUUGGAUAUCUGAUGAAUGACGCCGAUCCAGCAUUCCGAUCCAGUCUUUUUUUUCCUAAUCGCUCUAUAGUCUAUGUCUGUCUAUCCUUCUGCUCUAAAUGUUUACAUGGAAGUCUUAAUUCUUUUUGCUAUGUGUGCUAAUGUGCAAUUUGUUAUUUGUUAAUAAAUAAUAUUAAGUAAAUUUAUUCAUUUAUUCAUUUUAGAAAUUUAUUUGUUACCUUUUUUAACAAGGCUAAAGUCAAGCCUGAUGCCGUCACUCACAGGGCAAGGUAUACAGUUCAUUCAUUCAACAGUAGCAUAUCGUAUAUCAGACGAUACGCUCAGCCCAGGUAUCGGUAACGGAUUGUAUCUGGAAAAAAUGUAUCGGUGCAUCUUUAAAAACACAUCGUUUUCUCUGGAUAAUUGGCUUUGGACACUAAAAUGUCUGAAAACCUCUCCUCCAGUGAAAGAGGUGGCCACCAGAAAUCAUGUAUCCAACUUGUCUUAAACACAAGUUGAUUUUCAUCUACAUAUAACACAGAAGAAAAGCUUAUUCUUCAGUCUGAAAGCUUUCUUUAUUAAAAAUAUAGCAGAGUUUUAACCCUGAGGACAAUCUGUAGAUUUGAAGUAAUAAACGAAUCCCACUCAUAAAAGUGAAACACCGUCACAGAGAGAUAGAUACUGGAGCUGCUCAUACUCUCUUCAUUAGUGCACCGGUCUUGGAUGCAGUGCAAGCUACAUAUGGUGAUGAUAAUUGAGCAACAUGUGCUAACAGCCUGGUUCCUGUUGUCCCCGCCCCCACGUCCUACUGGUACACUUAAACAGAGGUUUGUUCGCCAAAAGGAGCAGCUCUCAAAAGCAGCUAUCGAUUAUUAUUGUAUCUGCUGCGCCUCAAAAAGCUUCCUCAUGGAGACGGAUGAGGAUGUCAUAAUAAUGAUGUGUCUCUGGGCCGGGUAUCACACAGGGCUGCUCUUCACAGGCCGAACCCCGGUCUGUGGGCGACUGCACACAAACGCUCAUUUACUGCUGUGGAACUACAAGCUGUUUGAAUCCCUGAUCUCUGCACUCUCUCUCUCUGCAUCUGGAGCUCACACAGAGCAGAAGAAUAAACAUACAUUACAGGAUAUGUAUUUUUAAUGCUGGGAGUCAGCAUCACCCCCUCAGGGCUCCUCACCUUUGUGUCGUUUAUCUUGUGCACAAUCAUUAAUUUGUUAUCCUGCUAGAAAUCACACGAGCAUUUAACAAAACAACCACACUUGAUGGCCUCGUUUUUAUAUCCGUGCGGUUUUUUUUCAAACAAAUCAAACCACAUCCUGCUCUGCCGCCCUGGUGGUUUCAAGAAAAUAGGGCGAUGCAUUUUCAUUAAACUAUCUGUUAAUUUUACAAUGCUUUGCAAAGGUAUUCACCUCCCUUUGGGGUUUUUAUUGUGUUACAACCUGGAAUUAAAGAUGAUUUAUUUGAGCUUUUCCUUAUUUGACUGACAAUUUAAACAGCAGCUCAAAAAGCAAACAUCUGUUUGGUACAAAUUUUACCUGGAGGCACUGGAUGCAUCUGUCUGCACGAGGAGUUGCACCAAUAUUUUUAUCUAGGAAUGUUUUGGACUCCUAUGUUGUCCUUCCCCGCUAUUUCAAUUCCGAUAACAACAGAAAAGCAUUAAGAUAAGUUAAAAAGAGGUUGCAUUUGUAGGAGUCAAAAUGUGUGUUGUGCAAGAAUCUACAUAUGGAAUUUUCCUGUAAUUGGUCCUACAUUUCCUUGUUUACCUUACAAGCAAUCUCACUGGUUUCUACAUAUUUGCGUCUUUAUCUAAACUUGUGGGCAGCCGAGUGUGACACAUGCCUGACAUUAGAGGCUGAAAAAUGCCCUCUCUGUGUGCUGCACAGAGGGGCUCAGACAGGAGACAGGAAGGGAUCUGAUCAUCAGAUCUGUCCUCCCUGGAGAGGGAACACGCCUCUCUCUCUGAACACACCGAGACACUCCCUCAUUUGCACUUUUUUUUAUGACCGCCUGGGAUGAACCAGGGUAAGACGAGGAGCCAGACAGAAGAGGCUGCGGCUGCAUGCUGAGAUUUAGUCUCCAGACAGAGAGUUUUUUGUGUUUAUGUGGAGUUUAGUUGUGAUGUUGUGUUUGAUUUGAGGCAAAAGUUGACUCUCUUGCAUCCAAGGCGGCAAUGUAAAAAAACACAACCAUGCUAGUGCAACAGAGCCUUGGUAUCAAUAAAUCAAAGAAUGGAGUUAGACAUCCUGUCAAGAGAUGAAUGUUGCCGACCGCUUGCUUCUCUAGUUAUACCAACUUUAGUGGCGAUCGCAAGAUAGCAAUACAGAGAGACACGCACUCAACCAAAAAGCCAUUCUUUAGCCUCAAAUACAGAGACCUCCGGGGCAAGUCCGUCUGCUGUGGGGUGACGCAGCUCAAUGAAGAACAUUUAUGAUCAUUUCUUCAUGGAAAUGCAAUCAGACCGAGAUGCUAAGGCAGAAGAACCACCGCGUCUGCAGAGCAAAAUGAUUCAUAUGAUGAUUAUUACUUCAAGGAAAUGAUAAAUUAAUAAUCAUAAAUGUUCUUCCUUGAGCUGCGUCCCCCCCGCUGCAGUCGAUGGACUCGCCAGAGGUCUCCGUACAAACAAGUGGCUGCUGGAAGAGAGUAGGUGAGUUGUGUUUAGUCUCUUUGCUAAAGAAAUCAGACAAAGUUAAAAAGAUGUUUGGUGACUAGUACUAUGGCUGGGACUCUAUAUGUACUGUUGAUGAAGUUAGGUGCUGUUCUGAGCAUUAUUUGUGGCUAUAGAGUGGCUUUUUGGUUGAGCGCGUGGCUUUCUGGAUUGCUAUCAUACAGUCGAUACUAAGUCGCAUCUCUUGACGGGAUGUUUAACUUGGUGUUACGGUGUAUUUGACCCCAACUUAAUUUUACGCCGGAAUAUCCCUUUAACUUAUUGUCGCCCUGACUCUCGUAUCACAUGGAUGCAUGGUCGCUCUUUGUGGACUAUCCCUCCAAUUUGGCCAUACGCUAUUAUAUUGCACAUUAAUUUAUCCAUGCAUAUCAUAUCACACUGUCAUCGUCUCAUCGUAUCUAAUCAAAACAUACUGUUGUUUGUAUUGUAUCAUAUCAUAUAUCAUACAUCAUAUGGUAUUGCGUCAUAUCUUAUUGUUUCACAUUGAUUUGUUCUGUAUCUUAUACCAAACAUACUCUACAGUCAGGUUGAAGCUUCCCUUGUAGUAAUUGUGAGAUCUAAUAUUUAUCUUCCCAUCAGCAGAUGUGACAUCUGAACAGGCAGAAACCCUGAGCAGAUCCAGACACAGGUGGAUAGCCAUCUGCUGUGACUGAAAAUGGCAGCAUGAGAAAGACAGUGAAGGUUGCAGUUGACUGACUGACAAGGACAAGGGCAGACAGCGACACAUGGGAGAGAACUUUGCUGCAAUUUCAGGAAAUAACAGCUGCAGGAAAUAAAUAAAAAGCCUUCUACCGCUACCGACUCAUCACAUCCAGCAGCUCGGCCUCAGCAGGGGACUAGUUAGCCGCUUAGUUAGCUAGGGAGAUGCCUUCAGUCUCAAGGCAAAAACUCAUUAGUGCAGACUAGUUGGAGUCCAUUUUCAUCCCGUUCGGCUCGAGCUGCUCACAGUUUUCUCAUGUGUGGCAGCAGAGGGUCCUUCAGCUGUGUGCACUUUCGUCUUAAAAACAGACCAAGCUCCUGCGGCUCUGCUUGAUUGUUUUCAUUAGUCUGGCGGCAGAAGCUUGAUACCGGUAGCCGCCGCCUUGGCUGUCAUUUUCCAUCAGCUCCAUAAAGAAAUAUAGGAAGGUGAGGCAGAGGGGUUUGUUUUUAUAGCUUCCCCACCCAUGUUGUUACUAUCAUAUCAAUGUGGAGUCUGAUAUGAGACCUCCAUGCUCCAGGCCACACGGUUUACCCUGCAUUCCUGUGUCUGUAAUGGGUUAUCGCUGCAAUACGUAAAGGGGGAGGGGGGUUGGGUGGAAAGAGCGGUGGGAGAAAAUAAGGGGGCUGGGUGUAUGUUUUACUUGAAACUACAACCACAACUGGGGAAGAUGAAACAAAGGCAGCUGUGGUUUCCACUGCCAAAAUAUAUCCAACCCCCAUGAUGAAGAGGAUUUCUUUCUUUCAUUUGCAUGUGUUCAAUUAGGGUUUCUUCAGAUCCUGCUGGGGUGGGAUGGGGGGAAGGGGGGCAGAGAUCUCCUCACUUCAAGCACACAGAAGCUCACUGAGAUGACAUGGUUACAUUUGGGUUUGGAGAUAAUUUCUUUGAGGGGUGAUGUCUGCAGUAAUGAGGAGAUGAGUUUACCUUUGAGUUAUCUUAGUGCAAAUAUUAGCCGGAAUGAUGGACAGUCAAUGGACGGGAUAAUAAUGUGCAUAAAAAAACACCCCAACAGCCUCUUGAGAGCAAAGCUUUGGUCCAGUACCUCUUAAGACUCAACACUCCAGGUGUGAUCUUUGAAAAAUCUGCAGACUGAUGUAUAAAAAGAGAUGGACAAGCCUUUCAAACAAAGAGUUCAGCUCUUUGUUGAGCAGGUCUGCUCAUUGCUGGUGACCUUUGAAUGUGCAGCAGAUUUGGAGUGAUUUUCUAUCAACGCCCUGCAGUCUCUGAUGCCUCUCCGGCUUUGAUUACCAGGUUUAUUUACAUACACAUGAGGAACAACACAGAUGUGGAUAUUUCAGAUUUGAUCAUAACAUCUAAGUGCAGCAUGGAUGGGCCAUCAAAUGCUAAAUGGUAAAGGGGGAGUCAUUUGUGCAUGCAUGCACUUGCUUCUCUAGUUAUACCAACUUCAGUAAUGACUGCAGAUAGCAUUACAGAGAGCCACGCGCUCAACUAAAAAGCCGCUCUAUAGCCACAAAUAAUGUUCAGAACAGCACAACUUGCCCACUCUCUUCCAGCAGCCGCUUGUUUGUACAGAGACCUCCGAGGCGAGUCCAUCGACUGCAGCGGGGUGAUGCAAAAUGAUUAAUAUGAUGAUUAUCACUUCAAGAAAAUUAUAAAGUAAUGAUCAUAAAUGUUCUUCCUUGAGCUGCGUCACCCCGCUUCAGUUGAUGGACUUGCCCGAGGUCUCCGUACAAACAAGUGGCUGCUGGAAGAGAGUGAGUGAGUUGUGUUUAAUCUCUUUGCUAAAGAAAUCAGGCAAAGCUAAAAAGGUGUUUGGUGGCUAGUGCUAUGGCUGCGACCCUAUAUGUACUGUUGAAAUUGGGUGCAGUUCUGAGCAUUAUUUGUGGUUAUAGAGUGGCGUUUUGGUUGAGCGCAAAUUUCAAGAUGUUGCAAAAGCUUAUAAAGCUAAUAUAAACUUAUUAAAAAAACUUAGCUAAAUGACUAUUUGAAAGCUUUUAAUAGCCAAGUUGUUUUUGCUCUAAAUGAUGAAUAUGCUGCCAAUUUAGAGAACAUGAUAUCAUACUGAAGGACAGGGUUAACUGCAGCUAACUACUAUUGAAGCUAAAUUAGCUUAAAAUGCUGCAUGCAUUGUUUGUAUUUUGAGUCUCUCUACUGCAAAACCAAACUAACUUUUAAAUAUUUGACACUUUUUUAAAGACUCUUUAAGACUUCCAAUGUUCAGAGAUAAAAGAUGCAGCUUUCUAUAUCAAGGUUACUAGACUUUGCCUGUCAAUGUGCUCCCAACAUCCUUAUUAGUCAUUUCUUCAGUCAGGGUGACGUACGCAUUGAAACAUGAUGUGAGUAUUUACUAAUCCACUGUGAGUUUCCCUCCUUUUGAUGGGGUUAUGCCGGCGUGUCGGAGAAAAGCUGGAGUGAAUUCCAACAGUCUCCCUCAGAGUCGCGUCAGCUGAUUGGCAGCUACUCUGAUGUCAUUUGUUUUUGAGGGGCAAGGACAGGUCACGCUGGCUGAUCUGUGUUCUCUUUCAAGUCCUCUCUCUCUCUAGUCUCUGCCUCCUGAGUCUUCAGAUUUCUCUGUCCUCACUGCCUGGUUAAAGUAGAGCCCACUGACCCCCCUCUUUCAACAGUCUUUCUUUUGAGUUUCCUCCCUUUGACUCACAUUAAGACAUUUUAUUAUUAGAUUACUAAUGCUGAAAAACAAAGUAUUAAGAUUAGCUUAAAGUCCGGGGUCUGGCAUGACUGUUUAACUGCAAAUAGUAGCUGAGAUGAAGUCUGUUUGGCUCAUACCAAGAAACAAUUCACCAUUUCAACCCACUUCACAACAUUUAACAACACCAAUAGGCUAAUUGGACUAGUUGAGGUCUUAAUCUGACAAAUCCAGUCUGAUUGUUGGGGAUUCUGGGGGAUCUUGGGCCCCUUCAUGGACUGUGAGGCUUGCCGCUUGUCUAAUCACUCCUGACCCUGUUAGCAAAGAGUCCUCCUUUGUUACUGUGCGGUACUGUCAGUUCUGGGGGAACAAAAAGAGCCAUUGUCUUUCUUUGCUGCGACUGGGAUAGAAGUAAUCUGUAGCUGUAGAGCGGCCUCAGGAUUGUUAUAAUCCCGUUUCAGUAUUAAUGACAGUCUAAUCCGCAUAUUUUUUGACCCUCCGGAGAGGCUGACAUGGCAUCUCUGUUGUUAUUUGCUUGUGUAAUGUCAAUGAUUCCCAAAAAGAAGGGGGGCUUGCUUACAGCUUAUGUCACUAGGGAGACAAUAUCCUGUUCAGAUUUUGUGUGCUGCGUUUGCCAAGAUGCUGCGGCGGUCUGAUAGCGGCGCAGACAAAGCAGGGUUGUCAUGUCGCUGGAUUCAGCAGAUACAAACGUGGAUUCACUUUGAUUUCAACCAUCUUUUCUUUUUCUGAGGCAAACAGGGAUUGUUUUUGUGUGCGUUGGUUUCCAUUGUCGGCGUGGAAAUUGUCAUGCUUGAGACCAGUGGAAUAAUUGCAUGCCUGAGUGGAGCAUGCUGGGAUAUGGGGAAGGGACCAUGGGGGUGUGUUUGUUCGCCCAUGCACGACGUACAGCGGGGGCAAAUGACACAAAUGGCAAAAUGCUGCUCUCAGAAGGAGCUCUUUUUCUCUCUGUUUGACAUAAAGGGAAGCAGAAGUAGGGGAGUGCAUGUGUGUGAAAUCCAUCACACAGCUGCGAGCUUGGCAGAGUGAUCAGUAACCCCCCCCCCAUCUCUGCCUCAGAGCCCUGCCCACAGCUCCUUAUCUCCCCUCCAGAGCUGAGCACAUGGGCCUUUUGUUUACAGCUCUUUCCAGUGAUCCAUACCACUAAUCCUCCAGACAGGUAGCACAACUCCCUGACAAGACCCCAAUCUUUCAUUAUCCAGUGAUGGCCAAGACUGAUUCUGACUGGACUGGAGCAGCUGAGAUAGCGUCAGUGCUCAAUAUGGCAAGCGAAAGAAGCAACUUCUGGAAAAAAGUGUGUUUUUUUAAUCUCUGAGAUGUCGUUCGGAUACAUCAUCUGUAACACCCCCUGAAGUUAGAAUUCCAACUUGGCAACAAUCAGUACGUUUACAUGACACUCGAGAAAACCAAAUUAUUGCUUUACUCUGAUUAUGACCGGGCAACUGAAGUGCAUGUAAACACCUUAGUCCGACUAUAAUCAGAGUUUCAGAACUCAGAUUAAGACACUGAGAUAAUGCGGUUGGAAUUCAAUUUUCUCGACCAUGUAACCAGCGUAGUCGAAGUAUGAUCGGACAAUGCCUGUAUGCGUGCGCCAUGCCCCCGUAGCCCCGGAACAAAAACACCAGAAAAGAGGAGUAGCGUGCACCUCAUCUGCAGAAAAAGUAGUGCGUACAUCAUGUACAACAAAAACACGAUGCUCCAUCUUCUUGUUCGGAAAUGCCCAACAGCAGUUGUAGACACUUCUGGGUCAGAAACAGCGCUGCUGAAAAGACCCAUAUCGCCCCCUAGUUUUGGGGAGGAAGAGACGUUCACGUCACUAAUUUGCCUGGUAUUAGCUUACAGUGCUGAGGUCUGACAUUUGGCGUCUAAAAAGCGCCAAAGGAACCCAAACUCGCAAAACUGCAGUUCUUUAAAUGUCCACUUGAGGCAGACUCAAAAGUGAGUCAAUCCCCAUGACAACUAAUGCUGUAUUGUUCAUUUUUAAAGCAGAAUUAAACAGACAAGAGACAAAAGGAAAAAAAAGGUUUUAGUUGCUUUACCUUUUCAUUUUCUUUCUCUAUAGGUGUUGAUAUUUAAGACCAGUCAAUUUAAAGUAGGUAUGGUAUAUAAAAGCUCCUGUGAGGAAGUUUUGGUAGAUGUUAAUUUCUGGCGCUUCUUGUAGACAAAGCACGUCUUAUGUAUCUUUAAUAUAGAAAUAUUCAGUAAAGAAAAUGUAAAAACCUGGCUGUCUCCUCGGCUGCAUUGCUGACACCUUUACUUUGAUUGCGGGUAUUAAAAUGUACAAAAUACAAUCCUCAAUCUUAUUCCUGAGGGUCUUGUUUGAUUUUGUAUAUCAUUAAAGGCAUCACACGACUUGAUCUGUCAGCUGUGUUUGUUUUGGAGAUUUGCUGAUUGAAAUACUCAACAAUUAGACUGACUGUUUUUUUUAAGACAAAUCUGGUGUGUUAUCUAUACUGUACAUCAGCAGUCAUUAGCAGGUUUUGUUUUUUAGUGUGUGCUCUUUGUAGGCAAUCAGUGUAUAAACUCACUUUGGCAUGGACUGCCUUUAUAUGCUUUGUUAACUUGCCAUACAGCAGCUAAAAAGAUAUUUACUACAAGUGAUAAAUGGGGACAAAGGAAGUAGACUUCUUAGAGGCAGAAAUAUGCAUCAAAUAAAUUAUCUAGCAUUAUCAGACACCCCGUCCUCCUCCAACUUCAUCACUGAGAACUUUGAGUAGUGCACUUUUUGUACUUUUCUGUUCCUUCCUACAUCCAUCACUUCACACUUUAAGAGUGUGUAGAAAGAAUUGAACAAUACUGUUUCAAACUAAGUCUUCGGAUAUGUUAGCCGUCAGUUUUAGUUCUGAAACUUUUAGACAUGUUUUCAAAUGUGUCCGUCUUCUCAGGCUUUGUGAGAAGUUUCUGUUGUGGGUUGGCGUAAAUAAAAGCCCACGCAGAGAAAAAGACGUGCCUCAGCUGUCUGAAACUUUCCACAGGGCGGUAAAAAGAUAAAAAGUGACAGGAUACAACUCCAGCAGUUUGUCUUGUUUAAUUCACAAGCAACGUACGAAAGAGCACUGAUGUUUUGGAUCAAUGGAGCCUGACAUUAAAAUCACAAAGACGCUCAAUUUGUAUCGACGUGACGGACUUUGAUGCAGUAAGUUCUUAAAAAUGUCAUUAAACUACUGAGUGGAAAUAGAGUCAGUAAAGUUUACCGGGAAGCCCAGUGGUGCAUGAUGGUAAAAGUUCCGUGGCCUUUUUAAUGAUCUAUUAGUCUCAUAAGCCUGAUACAACACCACAAGCAAAAGAACAUAUUUGCGAUAAGCUAUAAAUAAUGCACAUCACCUCGACGAAUAAAUCAAUGCCUUGAAAAUAAAUCCCACCUGCCAAUGUCCCCUAAGGUCAUUUAUCAUUUCCACUGGCUGGAUUUAUCACUGGAAUAUCACUGCAGAGCCUUUUAAAAAUGUAACAUUAUCUUGAAUCAGCAGUCUUUGGCUCUGUAUAUGUAGAAAAUCAAUGGUGUCCCAGCUCUAGUAUGACUGGCCAUCCAUCAGUCUGUGAGUGAAGCUGUAGACGAUGUGCUGAAUGGACAAUUUCCUGUUACCUGCUAAAGACAGGGAGUAUUACAGCGAGAGCUCCUCAAAUCAUGAUUUCCCUCUGGGUUGCUGUAACUAAUAGGAAAGAUUAAAAUACCAAAUUUGAGCCCCUGGAUGAUUCGAAAUCCAAGAGAUGUAAUUCAAUCGUAACUUUCCUUUUUGAGAAACAUCGAAUUGUGGUCGAUGCAUCUCCAAAUCUGAUCCUUUUGCCCUCCGAGCUGCAGCCUGCGGCCUUCAGUAUGUUUCACGUUACACACACCAGAUGAUAAUGCAGCGGAGUAUUUACAGGACUACUUCCUGGAAGGAGGAGGGGGAUAGGGUGGGGGUUGCGAGUUCCCCUCCCUCUCUCUGAUGACUAGAUUACAGUAUUUACUCGUGUGCGCUGCCCUGCUCGCAGAUCAGCUGUAGUGAUGCCUUUGAAGAGUAGGAUGUAAAGAGGUCUGAGAAGCUUAUUUCCAGAGUUGUUUUUUGAGUGUACUGGAUGUGACUCUGUAAAUCACCCGUAUCCUGUUGAUCUGAGCUUAAAGGGUGCUCUUCCUAUGAGCCUUCCCUCCUGUUGUGAGGACACUUCACAGUUGACGAGGCGACCCAGAUCACAUUUGACUUAAGGUUGUAAUGCAAGAACUUGCAAUAGAUUAGAGCGUUAACAGCAGGAUUCAGCGUGACAGUUUUGUUUAACUUCAGAAAGGAUAAUCAAGCCACUCCUGACCAAUCAGAGCAGGCCAUAGGGUUCCUAUGCAAGUGUAGAAAGUAAGGAAAAGUACGGAAGUAAUUUGAUCAAUUUUGGGGUCUUAAAAAGUAUGGAAAAAUGUUUCUAAAAUAGCAAAGUAGGUAUUUCCAAAAAUAAUUCUAAAAAGUAGUGGAUGGAAAAGUAUGGAAAUCCCAACUGUGUAGGAACCCUGAGGCCAAUAGAGCAACCAAGUACAAAUCAUCUUCAUGUCAUGACUUUAAGAUCACGUACUCGCUUGUAGCCUAAGUGAUAAGGGUUUUUCGUACCCUACAUAAAUUUGGCCACCCAGCAGUGUAGAUGUUUUCCAGUCGACUGCUUUACAGUAGAGGCUUCCUGUUUUUAAAGCAGUAUGUAGAGCCACCACAGCCAGCCAAUAACAUCUGUAAAAACCCACUGUACGGUACCCUCUGAGCGUCACAGAGCAACAUAAGCAGCUUAAAAAGGAUGAAGAGCCAGAUAUUUCCCUCGGGAUUUAAAGGCGAUUGAAAAGAAAUGUCAGGAAAAAAAAAGGGUAAAGACUCGAUAUACAGCACACUCAUCAGGUGGAUUCAACAUGAGUCCAACUUCAUGCACACGACUUUGCCAACAAGUUUUUAAAUUCACAUGAUAUGGGCUUCGGUUAGCUCCACGCACUAAAGCCACUGUCGUCAUCACAGUGGUUACAGGGUCAGAUCCCUUUCAUGACCCUUCGCUCCAAUAUCCCCACAUUUACUCUCGCUAUUCAGCUGCAAAAGCACCUUUUUUGUUGCAUUCAAAGUGCCAGAUUAUAUCCUUGUCCCACAGACUCACACUUGGUGUCACAGUCCCUUAAUCCAUAGGGGUGGGAGAAAAAAUCGUAUUGCUGUUAUUUUUUUUAAUUGAUUUUUAUGUUCAAAUAUCACUUUUUUUUUUUUCAAAUUUAAGAGUAAAUCUUAAAAACUGACUUACAUGUGAUGUGUAUUUUUUGGGGAAAAUAUGGUUCCUAGAAUAGUCAGUAGACAAUCAUAAUCAUUCAACUGUUUCACUGGUGUUAAAAAUGCAGACUAAUGAUAUCGUAGAAUCGCAAUUUAAAUCAAAUCGGCAUCCAAAAAAUCGUAGAAGAAUCGAAUCGGGAGAAAAGCAUAUCGUCCCAGCCCUAUUAAUCAACAAAGAGAGAGGAUCAAAAUCUUAAAUUUAAACUUGGUGAUUCUCGGGAUUGCCGUAAAACUUUGAUGGGUCUUUUAUUUGCCUUUACUGAAGUAGAAACCACACUUUUAUUAGAUGCAGGUUUUUAUAUCAAAGUCUAACAUAGUUUUUAUCCUCCUGUUGUCAAUUUAUAUUCUUCUAUAUUAGAGGAUUUACGGUAACAGUUUUCCAACUUUUAAACUAGUGAAGAUUCAUGCAAACAAAAUAUGCUAAUACAUGUAACUGGGUCACUUUUUAAAACUUGUCUAUUUUUUUGGUCCAUCCAACAUUUUGCCCCCGUGUGACUUCUACAGACAGUUUAACUGCUGCCAGUAAACCGUUGGUCUAAAUCGGCCGUAAUCUGUUUUUUCCUCCCAAUAUUUAUUACAGAAUGAGUCAUUUUUAGAAAACUAAUACUUGGCUUUUGAGUGUGAGACACACCCAUGAUAAAUGUUCUGGGUCAUAGCUCAUAAAUAUGCCAUUUCCUCUUCUAAUCUGGCUUAAUAUGCCACCAGACUGUGCCAGCGUUUAGCUAACGAUGACAUCUGUGUUGGCGUAUCCAGAGCUUGUAACAGUUGACAGGAAGUUGGAGCACUUCUUUUCCUCUCGUGUGUACUUUUAUUUUUCUUUCAGGGGGUUUAAAUCUGUCCUUUUGCUCUUCAUCCCCUCCCUCUGUUUCUUUUUAGUUCUCAGAGUCUGGCUAAUUUUAUAACUCCAGCAUGUUCGGCUGUAAAGCCCGGCUUACAUACAGGAUAUGAUCUAACUGUUUCUCUUCCUGCUCGUGGACAGCUAGGCCUCUGAGUCAGCGUCACACAAACACAAAGAAAUGAAGUAAGUCCUCUGACCAGAAGCCAAAGAAUUUAGAUUUUAGUCUGAGAAAGGACACGAGGGGAUUUGUCAUGUUUUAUUAAUCAUACUGCAUCUUUUGUCAAUAUACGUGUCAGUCAACCAAUCGACUGACCUUUCUGUAGCAACAAUCAAACAUGGAUAAAUAAACCCAUUCCUCAAAAAGAGCAUUGUCCCAUGUUACCUCACAGCUACGUUUGUGUUUUGAUUUCUCUCUCCGCUUCCUUUUUUCACUAUUUCCAUGUGAAACAAGAGGAGGCGUCUGUGGCUCUCAAUCUCUCUCUCCAACGUGUGAAUCGUGUCCGUUCCCAGACAACGUUGUGCAGACAGACAAGACAUGUAGCCUUGGGCUUCAGCCAGAUAUACACACAGAUAGCUUGAGAAAUCCACAGGGCAUAUUUCUCCCAUUGUGUGGGUGUGCAUGUUUUUUUUAUACUUGGCCGUUAAUGUCAGUCUAUUGUGUAUCAGAGGGGUUUUGUAACCGUUUAUGUGUAAAGAUGUGUCUGCUUUUUGUCCUGGAAUACCACCAUUCCUCCGCCGUGAAUUUUAACCAUGUUGGAGUUCAUGGAGUUUAAGUGUUGCAGGGAAUUUUCAGCUGGGGACUUGUUUAAUCCUAACCCUGUUCCGUCUGAGCGGCUCCUGGGAGAAUAAGCUUUGGGAGAGGAUGUGAGCGGAGGAAGGGAAGAGAGACACCAUCACUAGGGGGGCGGGGGGGUGUAUCGGAUUGUGGGAUGAAAAGCUGAAUAAUGUCUGUUUUUACAUGCUGGAGUUAUAAUGAAGCGGGGAUUUUAUUAAAGCCUUUGCCCGGCUGGAAGUCGUGUCUGGGUCUUGGGACUGUGAAGUGGAUUGAUAGGCUGUCCAGACUGGUCUUCUAUUUUACUGCUGUUGAACCAAAACGGCAUAAGUUAAUGCCAAAUCAUGUCGGAAAAUGGAAUAUAUUCGAGAACUAGAGGAUGCCUCUGCACAUUUGAGGACAUAGUUUAAGUUUAGCAGCAAUAUUUCUCACGUUGAAAUUAGGGGUUUUCCCGAUAUGAUAUUAAUAUAAGAUAUCGGUGCGAUAUCAGCAAAAAAAAAAGAAAAACGAAUUUCGGAUUAUAUUGGCCUUUGUCUAAAAUCUCUGAUAUCAGCACUCCAAUAGAAACAGUCUAUUUCAGACUCCGCUCUGGCACCUCAAUCUAGCAUCACCCAGAUUCAGCAUGCAGAGCUCAUGUGAUCACAACAACAGUGAGUACUAAGAUAGUAACAAAGUACCAAGGAGUAGGAGUGAUGUCUGAAAAAGACAUUGCAGCCAAGUGCAAAACUUCUCAUGCACAAGUCGAAAAUCGAAUAUAUAUCAGUAUCGGCCAAUACUGAAGGCUACACUAUCAGUAUCGUAUGGAAGGUAAAAAAGAAAGUUGUAUCGGGACACCCCUCAUUAAAAUCAAAUUCUAAGAGACAACAAACUGAGGUGUUGAUAACUUGAAGUUGUUUUAUUUAGUGUUUUUAUCAUUUUCAUGUUGAAUAGGUUUGUUAGACCUCCAGUUAAUCUGUCAAUCUUGAUUUAUGUAGCGUAAAUCCACAACAAGUGUUAUCCCAAGAUGCUUAACUAACAAGCUGGUUUAGACCGUACUUGAUUUACAAAGAUCCAAUAUAAAGAUAGGAUUAGAUUGAGCCCCGUCUCAUGAAAGCGGACUGUCUUCCAUCCAAUUUUCAACCACGAGUUUAGCACACAGGUUACAGAGGAGAGGAAAAACUUCCUUUAACAGGCAGAAACCUCGAGUAGAACCAGACUCAUGUUAGACAGUCAUCUGCAUUGGGUUUCGAGAGGGUAUAGAGGGAGAUGCAGAAAGAGAGAGGUCAACAGAGGUGACACUAAUGUAAAGCAGCUGGAGGACUCGUUUUUCUAUUCCACUAACUUCCUAAAAUGUUAACAUGAAAUAUGAAUCUUCCGCGAGCUUAUGAAAGCUUUUACUCUAAACUACCUCUGGGUAAUUGCACCUGUCCUUUGCAGCGUUUUCUCACCUCUUUUCUUGAUUAACUUUGGUCAUUUCCUACAUUGCCAGGGCUUAGUCCAUCACUCUGCAGGUUAUUGAUCCAAGACAGCCACAGGUGAGUAUUAAAUCAGGCUUCUCAUUUAGCUACCCACUAAAUGAAUAAAACUAUUGAUGUACUCUGUCACAGACACAGUCGGCCUGUAAAUGAUCCUGCCUGGACCCCUCUAGGAAAUUUCCAGAUAUUUGAUUAUAACUGAGAUUGCCAAGUUUAGAGGAGCUGCUAUAUGAUAUUAUCACACUCGCAUCCUGCUUGCUUUGGCAAAAGGCCACUCAACGGUUCUCAGUGGACCCUGAUGCCAAGAUACACCGGUGUGUCUGCGACUGAAACGGACAAGGGAGGAAGUCUGGACUGAGCUCUGUAAGGACACGGUUUUAUUCACACCUGAUCGUAAAGGCAUAAAGCCCACACGUGUGCUCCUUCCUGCAGCGCCAUUUAUUCCAAUUUCUACUGCUAUGGUUUUCAUCUCAGGUCUGAUUUUGCCCCCUUUCAGGUUUGCCUGUAAACACCAUAAAUCACAGCGAGGGUCAUCACUUCUCUCACUUUUACAUCUCUCUCACCGUGACUGUGUGACGCAGGAGCUAGACUGCUGUUGCUCCUGCUGUUCUGUUGCAAUUAAAGCCUUGUCAUUGGAAAUUUAACACCUCCACAUUACUGCUCAUCUCAUUAUUUUCCAUUAAGCUGCGUUAAGAAAAAAGUCACGCUCCCUUGUCACCUCUACUGCCUGGAAAAAAGAGUGAAUUUUUCAACAAGUUUGAAAGGAAACGUCGAUUUUAUUGUGAAUAUUCCAUCACAGAUUGAUUUAAUUAAAUAUUCAGGAGUGAGAAAGUUAUAACACGAGGGGGGAAAAGGGCUAGGGGAAGGUCUUAUACAGAAAUAGAGUUCAUUAUAUAUUUUUCUGUCCUGUUAAUCAUGUCACAACUAUUUAGAUUUAUCGUCCAACCCACUGGCGAAGUCCUGGACUGGUUGCGUUUUUUGGAAGUGUCAUUCAAUCGCAGGUCAAAGAGGACUUCUGUAAACACGGGGUAUGUGGGAGUGAUGCUGUGGCCUGAUAGCAACUCACAUGUCCCCUCUGUGGUUGAAGUGGCACCCUUCUAUUUGGCUGUGUGUGUGUGUGUGUGAGAGGGAGAGAGGGGGACAGCAGUUGCCCUCAGAGCUUAUCUCUAUAAAUGGAUUUGUGUUGCUGCAUUCACAGAUCUCUGUAUGAUGCUGUAAUCUGAUUGACCACAACCCCGGAGAGGCGGUGGAGUCAAAGAGCCGGGAGUGUGUUUUUGUGUGUAUGUGCGGAAAAUUCAUGAGGUGUCCACCUGUCUCAGAGCUGGUAUUCGUCACCUCUGCUCCGUGUGUUUUCAGCUGAGCUCACAGUCUUGUCCAGGGAAAUAACAUCUGAGUGAGAGUUUUGGUGAACCUGUGUUUUUUUUUUUGUUUUUUUUCGAGGCUGCAGCUGGUAAUCUAACACCUGCAGAAGAGCACAUGUUAGAAAAUCUGUCAACGCUCAUACACGCAGCAGAGAUCUGACACACUGCCAAAUACGAAGUGUCAAUUCUAUUUAUCGCCUGUAUGUGUGAUGUUGCCGUGAAAAGUGUGUAUUUUGAACGCAAAUUUGCACUUUAGGUUGUUCCUGCUGAUUGUGGGAUAACAGCGUUUGCACUUCUAUUUUAAUAAACACCAGAGUUCAGUCUGCAGAUGUUCGACAUCUUAAUGAUUGCACAAACGUCGGUUCUUCUUUUGCUUUCUCUUUUUUUCCCCCAUCAUGCCUCUACAUGCUCACGGAGUCGUGCAACUUUACAACCCAGACUGAUUUUGUUCAAUAACACCCAUGUUUGUUUGUUUUUAUAUUCUGAUUGGUCAAAACCCGAUCACAACACUGAUUAAAGCUCCUGUGAGGAGUUUUUUAUGGUAAUGAAACAGUCUGUAACUCAUAUUGAUGCCUUCUUGUGACAAACAAAAGCAAAUAAGACGAAUAAUAAUAAGAUUGACUGUAAUAAUAUUGACCAUUGACUAUAUAUAGAAUGGACGCCGUCUGCUUCCCAGCUAGGUGAAGCCACCCUGAGAACAGCACCCUCUGGUGACGGGCUGCUGUAUAGAUCACAAAUCCUGCCUCCUCCAGCAAUCCCUAUGGAGCUGUGGACAAACUUUAGACAUUUAUUAUACAGAAUAUAAAUUUUUCUCGCCCCUGCUUCCAAUGUUGACAUGUGGUUACAGUAAGACUGGUUUGUGCUCAAGUCCUUUUUUUUUCUGUACAGCUCCAAUUUUUAAAGUUAUAAGGGGGUUCAUGUUUUCUAUGAUGGACACUUGAUACAGCCUAUGGGCAUACGAAUAUCGCGUAUCUCACCCAGGGGAUAUGCUGUUUAAGCCGAGCGUCAUCACAGCGACUCUCAACGACUCUCCUGCCAGAUACGUACAAUGCUACUGCACUAGUGGUGGUUUCAAGAAGUGGAGAAAAAAACGCGGAAUUACCGAGAGCUUUUCGGCUUCUAAUCCGUAUACUGGCGGAAGGCUGAACCAAGUUGUCCAUAGUAUAUACAGUCUAUGGUGUCAGCCAAGCAGCCCUGUUUUUAUAUUUUUAUUAAGUAUUCCUUCUAAAAUAACAUAUUUCAUUUGAAAAAAAAAAUCAGCAGGUUGAGAUCUUUGUGAGAAGAAAUUUCAGAAGGAUAUAGAGGACAGGAUGAGCAAAGACUGCCUUAUCUACAGGAACAAAAGCACAAGUGACUUUAGACACAACCCAGUUACAUCAUAUCUAUAUCUGCAGAGAAGCCCACCACAUUUCAACUCUUCCUGUUGAAACUGUUACAAAAAUUUUCAGUUCCUUAAAUCAGUAAAUACUGUGCCAAAUGUUAGGCAGCACAGACUUAAUUGUAGCCCAAGGAGCUUCAGGACUCUGAGUGAGAUCCCUGCUUACCCUAAUUUGCACAACCAUCAGCUCUGUAUACACUAUUGUCCCUUACUGAUUCAGCACUUUCUCUACUUUAACCUUUCGAAUAUAGAAGCUUGGUCCCCGGCUUUAAAAUGUAUCAAGUAGAUGCUGCUCAAAGCAUCUGUUUGGCACUCCAAGGGCUUUGCACUUUGGUUAAUAAAUGCUGGGGGCCAGUACCAGCCUUCAGGAUGUUUUUCCACUAAGAUUUCUAGUCAGUCUAUACCUUGGGCCAUCUCAAGAUGAUAAUGACCACUCGGAGCCUGGGGCCGUUUGGCCUUGGGGGUCCAAAAACGCUCUUUUGGAAAAAUGCUUUUCAGUGUGAUGAUGUAAAUCCAAGAAAUAAGCAUGACCCUGGCAUCUUAAAUCAGACAUGUCUGAAAUUUGGUAAACAGUAUCCUGAAACAGUGGAAAAUAAUAAACUAAGGUUAUAGUGCUUGCUGCCUCUAAUUUAUCAUCUUUGAAACUCACCGUACCUCAAAUCGUAGAGAAGAAAAUUUUCAGUUUUUAGCAUUCCAGAUGUGGGUUUGCCCAUUACUGAAGUACUUUUCAUAAAAUAUAAAAACGAACUCUCAGGAAUUAAAGUCAGACUCCUUUAAAAAGUAACUGUUGUCCGUUUUUUAAAUCUACUUAACUCAACGUGACUUUAGCCCCACAACAGAUGAUAAGGUCGACAACGGUGUCCAAAAAAAUGACCCCACAAAGUCACACUUUUACGUGUUAGCCCUCUGACUGCAUUUGAAACCAGUUUGGUUUCUCACACUCUCUGUGGUAAUCUGUGUGCGACAGUUAGGAAGUGACAGACUGAUAGAUGUGGACAGUCGCUAACACUUGCCCUGUCCUGCUUUCUUUUAAAUACGCUCUGACAGAACAAGAUAAUUCGAGUGUUUAAAGAGGAAUACCAAAUCAGUUUCAGUUUAUUAAGACUGGUAAGCGUGUGAAAAGGGCCUUAAGGUAGUCCUGUGACAUUUACCUUUUCUGUGAUAAGAAAAGUUUAUACUAAUCUCCUCUUACUUUAACCACACUGUGUUCAGACUCUGACUACAACAACAGACAGAAAGAAGAGAGAUUUCACAACUUGACCGAUGUUAGAAAAUUACUUUUAAUCUGCAAAACAAGUUCUCAUGGUCGGACUAACAUACCUGGAUGAUGUGGUUUGGGAUGCAUUUUCUCUUCCAUGUCUCAGUCAAACUGAAACUGGACUAGGGGCUCUACGUAGGCCACAGUGUUCGCCAGAAUUUGCAAGAAAGUUCAGUAGUGAACAAAACCUCAACAGACUAAUAAUCUUUCCCAUCAUGCAAAUAAACAAUACAAAGCUCUUAAAGUUACAGUGUACAGCCUGUUCACAUCUUGCUGAUGCAUGUUGCCAACUGUUAUACAUCAACCACAAGACGACCUAGUAGUAAGGAACUGAAAGGAUCAUGUCGCCACCUUUCGUGGACAUGCUUCUGUUCAUAAUUCGACUUUUGUCCAGUGCUUUAAAACUAGGACAAGGACAGAUACAGGUCAGAUUGUGUACUCAAAUGAGCUGCUGCACUCAAGUGGUUUCAAAUAGAUGUUUAUCCUGAACAACAAGGAAGUGGCAUUAGCACAGGAUGUGACGAUUGCGCAUGUGUUCAUGGAAACUGAGUCAAUUUAUUGCCCUACCUUGAGUUCUGUGUUCUUGUUGGAAUAGGUCCAUUCACAGUCAGGGUACAAUCUGGAGAGGCACAGUCGGCAGAUAAAAAAAAAACGUACGCUGCAUUCCAGUUGUACUCGGAAGUCUGGAUUUCUGAGCUCCGAGUCAGAAAUUCAUCUGGGACGCCCCCCUGAAGUCGGAUUUCCAACUGGGAAAGUCGGACGAUGCUCACCAACCCCGACUUGACGACAACGUCAUAAUCCAAGAUGGUAGUGCAGUGCGUCAACAGUAAAAAGUAACAGUGAAAGCUCUCGUAAUGUUUUAUGUAUUAGCACUUCUGUUUUGUUUUUGUGAAAUAAUUAAGUGGUAUAUGUUGUACUGCCCAACGUCUAACUGUAAACACGGUGCUAUGGUGUUUGGAAGAGUAAAAUACUGCGUUAUACGUUGUUUACAACUGGUAUAGCUAACAACAACUAACAACAGUUGAAAAUUGUAAACAACAGCUAACAACGGCUAUCAGUAGGCGUCCACCUUGGUUUUCGGACUUGUUUAUUGGAACGCCAUCAACUAGGGUGUAGCGUCAUUCCCAGCUCCAACAUCCGACUUCCGCGGUAACUGGAACACAGCAUUAGCCUGCAUUCACUGUUGACCUUCACCCUCCGCCAUGUUUGUGUUUCAGAGCUAAAAGUUACCGAAUUUGGACAGGAGGGUGGUGCUGGAGCAGAUCCAAGAAUUGGCAAAUGCCAAAAUAUCAGAGUUGUCCAGUCUGUGCCGGUGGCCAUCCUCAUAUUUCCCUCACUUCAGCCGUCUUUCUUUUCAAGUGUCUAUGCCUGCUAUUGAUGUCACUGGAGGGCAUGGAUGUUAACCCUUAUAAAGCUUGACCGCAGCUUCUCCUUCCACACACUGAAGGGGUAUAAGUAGAUUUUACACGAACAAAUUGAAUUCUGGAUACGGCAGCUUUUAGAUUUUACUGCUUGAUGUUUUCCAGCAAGAUACUCUGUGUCCGAUUGCAUUACAGGCAGGUUCCUCUAUUAUUCAACAGUUUGCUUGAUCUGAUUCCACACUGUCAGACCUUGUUUUAUUUAUUUAUGAGCUUUGAGAUGAUAUACGGUUUGAAAUACUCCCUUGCAGAGCUUUCAGACGCACCUAGGUGUGAAUUUAAAACUUUAUCGUGCAAGAUUAAACACAUCAAACCUUUUUUUUUUUUUUCUGAUGGUUUCUUCCACUUCAUCCUCCCCCUUGAGCAUGGACUCAGCUAGUGCCAUUAUAUGGCUGUCAUGGAAAUCCUCAAGCAUGACACCUCAUUUUCCAGGAUGUCAGGGAGCAAAUGUUGCCUGCCUGUUUUCAUCGAGCUCGCGGCCGAAAAAGAGGGAGGAAACCGGGGAGAUGUGUCCAUUUAUUUACUGUAACAAAUGGAAAAAAAAAGAGAAUCCCCCCACUUUCAUACCUCCCUUCUGCAGGGUUAGAUGAGAGUGUCGCUAUGGCAACCUCUCGGCAUGCACCCUGCUGCCGGCAAAAGGAAACCAUGCAUCUCCAAAAGUUGCGAGAAUAAAGCGAAGUAGACUUGUAGGAAUGCUGAUGUAAGUUUUGCUUUCUUUUUUAAACAAAGUUUGAGGAUUAUCAUUUGCCAGUUCACGUCUUCACCCAGAUCCUUCCAGUUUAAAUAAAGCUGUACUUACAAGGUUUUCACACAAAGGAGCCCUGCCUCCAGAUACUUUGGCUGCUCAGCGUUCUCAGGUAGAUAAAUCGUCCUCCUUGUCCUCUUUUUUUCCCCCCUCCACACUCUACCCUCCUUUUCAAGCCUCCCCUGGGUAGUGGCAGGGAUUAUUUAUUGGAUGGCACCAAAUCGCAAUCUCCACUACAGCCUAUGCGCACUAUUUCUCAUAUAAAUAGACCGAAACAGUACGAAAAAAGAAGCAUCCAAGGACACUCUUUCAAGGAUCAAAUACAUAUUCAUGCGUAUCAAGACAGAAAGAGGCCGCCUGUAAAACUCUGCCGUCAGUAGAUUUAUAAUCAGGGGAGGCUAAUUAUUUUGUCAUUUUUGGUGAGGAUGAAUAUAAAUUGGUGCACAGUACACUUGGAUUGAAAUGUGAUUUAAAUCGGUAGGCUGCUUUAAAGCUCUUGUAAGGAAUUUCUCACUGGUUAUGAAAAAGACUCAAAUUAAAAUCAGUGCCUCUAUUUGAGUCUAAAAAAGCAAACAGGACCAUCAGAGAUAAGUUUGAUUUUUUCUACGUUAUCAUAUUUGUUGUUUGACGUUGCUGUUGCGAGAUAAUUGUCAGACAAAGACAUAAAACAUACUUUUUUUUGUUUUUUUCCUACUAAAAUUACAGUAAAAGAAAGAGGAAUAGUUGUUAAAUACAGUAUUUUACCCUAAAAAGACAAAACAAACUUAAGUUUAGCAGGAGCGGAUUCAUUCAGUCAAUACCAUUAUCGUCUCAAUCUGAAAAGGCUUCUUAGCUCUUGUCCGGUCUACCUCCUUUUUAAGCGCCCGUUAUUCCGCCAGAGUCUCCGGUAUUUACUUUGUUUUCUUGCUUGUGUUGGCAGUCGUGGCUAAAGGAGGAUUCAGACAAUUUUCUGUACUUUCUGGUUGGUUUCUACUGUCCGAUAUCGUAGCAGGCUAACUUUGUUUGGGCUUGUGAGCGACACAGGGGAGUAGCUUCUACCUCACAACCAAUCAGGUCGGGGAGGGGGAGAAUGGCUUUGUUUACAGUCAGAAAGAGCAGGCUGCUCAAAAAUGAAAUAUGUUGACUACACAGACCUAACAAAACAGCGAUAUCGUUAUUUUACUAAAUGUCAUCAGAAGCUUUUUUUGUAUAUACACCACAAAAACACAGGCUUCUUUAACGUAAUCCUGCCUACCCCACCUUUAAAGAAAGAGGAAUAGUUGUUUAAUACAGUAUUUUACCCUUAAAAAGACAAAACAAUCUACAGUUUAGCAGGUGCAGAUUCAUUCAGUCAGCACCAGUAUCGUCUCAAUCUGAAAAGUUCUCACAGGAGCUUUAAAAGGACUUUUUCAAGCAUUGCAGCAUUUUGUGACCAUCUGCGUUUCUUUUUUAGUCGGUCAUAUAUUUCAGACUAGGAACAUGUCCCUACAUCCUUCCUCAUUUUCUCCAGAGCCAGGUGUUAUCAUAACGCAUGAAGGGUAACCUAUAGGGGGUAUAAACACUGUGUCACAAUGCUCGAGGCUCAGCUAAUUACUUCACAGCCCCAUCCUUUGGGGAAGCUGUCCCCGACACUGAACUGCCCUCUCUUCUUCUUCUUCUUCUUGCCACAUAGCGUUUCUGCUCUAGACAGGAACUGCAUCGCAUCAACCCCACCCUCCAGCGGGCUCUUACUUUGUCCUUUCUUGCUCUCUGUCUAAAUAAAGGUGCUGAGCAGGCUUGCGGUGCUGUUCUGCAAAGAUUCAAGCUGGCUGCUGUUUGGUGAGACCCUGAAACUGAAGCGCUGAGACCUGCUGAUUUCACCGCCUGGAUCCAGGAAUUGCUUCUGUAUCUGCUGUCCAACUUCUGGCUAUAGACAACAGCAAAAAUGUGACAACUGGACUCUGAACGCACCAUGUGACCGGGGACUAUGGAUCUGAGAAUCAGCAUACAUUGAAUCUACAUUCAUCCAGGUAAUUUCUGCUGGGAGGAGCUUUUACUCCGGGGUUCAGUCUUUGGGAAUCCUUUAUUUAGGCUCUUUAUUUUUAAAGAAAACUUUAUGAUUUCUUCGUUUAUUCAGAAACCUCUUCAAAGCUUGUGUCUUGCAUGUGGUCACGGUGUUACUUCCUCAUUUUAGAAAGUCAAGACUGUAAAUUGUUGCCUGUCAGUAAAAAGGACAGAGUAACAGGAAGUGGGACAGUGAGAAGAGAGGGAAACAGGGUACAGUAUACAGUGAUUAAAACUGCACUUAACUGGCAUACUCGGAAAUCCAGCAGCAGUAUUGUUUGGAAAAAGGCAAAGUCUGAAUCGAUACAAUAUUAAAUACAUGUGGUAGUGAGUAUUUAAACACACUGAUAUUUAUUUUGCAUCAUUUGAAUGUCCACUAACAAAAGGCCUUUAUGUGUUUUUACAUUGAGUCGAAACUCAAGCCUGAAGUGCUUUGCUUUUCCCUUGACACCACACUUGCUACCUUUGUUUGAGCGAUGAAGACGUGUUUUUAGAGGUCUUUAAGCUGAAAGCAACAUUGAAUAGACCAGCAUAACUGAGACUGAGACUGAAAGGCAAGUGAUUCCCAAAUUCAGAGCUACAACUCCGAGAGAGGGCCUGCAGUAAAGACAUCUUGGAUUUACAGUAAUUUACCAAAAGAAAAGCAACAAUUUCAACAAGUCACAUCUCACCGUGUCUUGACCUCGUGGCACUUUAAGUAGCAAUUUUGAUAUUUUUGCAGGGAUUAUUCCAAAUCAGGGCUAUCACAUGAUCAGAUUUUCACUUCAGGGCAUAAAGUGUCAUCAUGACAUUAUCAUCACAAUAUAAUAAUCAAACUCAUGAUUUAACCACAUCCCUAGCCCUGCAGUCAAAACUACUCUUGGAGAAAACAACUCACAAAUAUUUUUUAAAAGAUAUUUUCAUUUUGAUAUUUUUUUCCUGUUUUGCCUUUAGAUUGCCUGCAUGGUCAAACUAUGCUUUUAUUUUGAAGUUUACUCCUUCUAGUGGAUCGUAACUGAAAGAAAACAUUAAAAGAAGGUUUACAAAGUAUAAAUGUUUGAUUGACUAGAUUUUAUUGAUAUUGAUAACUUUAUCAAGGCUACAUAAUUAAUCAAAUCUUUAUCGAUUUUACGACCAAAAAUUGUUUUAUUUGGUUAAAAGACAAAACUACACUACUUUGUUAACAGAACUAUUAAUAACACACUGAUGACUUUUUGUUUCGCCUAAUUCUCAUUUUACCAAGCUGACAUCAAACACAUUUAAAUGUAAUGUUGAUUGGUUAGCUAAUUAGCUUUUAUUCCACUGAUUUUAAUAAUAAUAAUGAUAAAAAUAAAUUAAUUAAUAAUAAUAUUAAUAAUACAAUUUAUUUAUAUUGCGCUUUACAUCUGAGAAAACACAUCUCAAAGUGCAUAAAACACAUCUCAAAGUGCAUGAUUCCUCCUCUUAUUUCUACACUUGAUGUCUACAGAGAACUAACAAGGCUUGAAACAAAGUUUGCGUGUGAUAAUCAUGGAGGAGGAAGAUGACUGUCCUAUAGUAGCAGCAGCAACCUUAAGACAGUCACAAUGGCGCUGCAUUUCAGUUCAUUCUGACGCCGAAGUAUGAGGCCAUGGAGGUUGUUUUGCAAGUCAUUACUUUGCAACAUGAAUCACAUUUUGCUUCCUCCUUGUCUUUUGUUUAGCCAAACUACGGACCUUUUCACACGUUAAGCCAUCAUUGCAUGAAACAGACCACUCUUAAUCAAUUUCUGUCUGUGCACCAGCUGAAGUUCUAUCGUUUUGGGGGGUUUUUAAUAGUUGGGAUUUGGGUCCUUAAGACGCUCUGGUUUCGAUCCCUAUCCCUAAUUAGACAUAUUGAGGAAGCACAAAAGCAAAACAAGUUAUGAAUAAGUAUUUUUCUGUCAGUUUGGAGUUUCCAACAUCAUCCGAGGUGACUCAUGUUUUCUCUGUUAGAUUUGAAAUAUACACAUGACCUUUCUGUGUCACUUGAAAUUCAUUUGAAAGUUAUGAAACCACAAAUUCAGAGAAUUUCAAAGAUGUGGUGAAAGAAUUUGAAAUGUUUUAACCCGUAAGCCGUGUAGCCCUUGACUUUGCCCUAUAACAAUUGGAUUUAUUGUUGUGUACUUCAAAUAUUUCAGUCCCCACACAGCUGACUUGUGGAGGUGUUAGGCUGUGUUAAAUGAGGACAAAGGGGAACAUACAGAACAGUGGCUGCAGGAGAAUGGAGAAACUUAAAGUCUAGGUGGAAGGAAACCGAAGAGGAAGCUUGAAUUUUGUUUUUUUCUUUGAGUGUGCGGUAAACUCUGUCUCUGUUCACAUGUGUCUGCAUGUAGACGUAUCUUAUCCAGGUUCUUUUCUUGUGUAUGUGUGUGGCAGCCCCGCUCCCAUUUCCUCUGUAAAGCGGAGCGCUACAGGAAGGCUGGCUGGUUGGCUGGCUGCACAGGAAAGGAAACAGUCUCUAUCAAACAGCAGAUGGAGGACAGCAUGUGCUUACACUGCAGAAACACACUCACACACAGAGACGCAGGCUAGCACGCAUGCAGCCGUGCACACACAGGGAACUAUCCGUAAAUACAGAAGCUUUUAUUAAGAGUGUGACCCGGAUCACGGUGUGAAUGUCAGCUGCAGAGAAUCUUCGGUUUCAAAGAGUUGAAGUGAAAUGAGGACAAUGAGGAUGUUUGUAAUGAAUUUCUGAGAUAUUUUCAUCAAAGCAAAGACUUUUCUGCUCGCAGGAAGGUUCUUUUACCCCUCACAGUUUUCCCUACUGCUCACGUACUUGUCAACCUAAUGCAGAUCUGCAGUCGCCCCGAGCUUUUCAACCAUCUGCAUACUGUCAUACUGUUUUUCUUUUUAUCAAGUGCAUGCUGACAAAGGACAGAAAUUACUCCUCUACCUCAGCAGUGUGUUUAAACGGCAAAAAAAGGGUAUUUUGACAAAAAAAAAAAGAAGUAUAUUUUGACAAAAAAAAAGUGCAGAAAGCCAAUGAGGUGCUGAGCAAAGCGGCGUGAUAUCUAACACCAGUAUGCUGUCAGGACACAGUGUGCACUUGUUGUCAACAAGUUGUCAAAAGUUUAUGGUUUCUCUUAAAAAAGAAAACUUGGAGAGAGUUGACUGAACUUUGAAUGUCAGAAUAUUGUUGGCUCUUAAACAGAGAUAAAAACCACAAUAAGGAGACCUAAAUGUGCUAAUUUUGUACACAUGCAAAGCAAGUUUACAGUGAUAUUAAUAAUGGGAAAUGCAGCAGCAAUGAUGGUGCUAAAUUUGGAGAAAACAGGAAAUUCUACUUUCACUCUAAUUCUACUUUUAAACUAAAUGAUAGGAUUGCAAAAUUCUAAACAUAUUUGAACAUUUGCACAUCAUUUUCGUAUUUGUAGCUCUGAUUACUGUCACAAACAGACCAGUUGUCUUGUUCAGGUUUAAUGCAACACAAUUAGACUGAAUCUGGCAGAUUCAGGGUUUAGGGACCUAUCAUUCCCCGAAUGGAUCAUUUCAUCCCAUGUAAAGAGUCAUAGUGAUUGACAACAUCAAUGUCAUAUCAGUGCAAGUUACAAGUGCAUGUAGAACUAUUCAUAAAGUAAGAAAUCAGGACUGAAGGCAAAAGGCAUUUACCCUGAGAUGCCUUAAAUUAGGGGUCCUGAUACGAUACGAUACUGAUACCAGAUAUUGGUCCGAAAUCAGCAAAAAAAAAACCAAAACAACAAAUAUCGGAUUAUAUCGGCCUGCAUCUAAACUCUCCAAUAUCAGCUCUCCGACACAAGCAGUCCAUUCCAAACUCCGCUCUGGCACCUCUAUCUAGCAGCGCCAAGAUUCAGCAAUCUAACCCCUUAUAGUCAAAACAAGAGUGCAAGAGUGCGUACAAAGGCACUAACAAAAUAGCAAGGAGUAAGAGGAAAUGAGCUAAAUUUCCCAAACCAGCAGGUAACUCAUACUGAUGUUGGCCUUGUGAUAUUAUUUUUAGUUAAACUCCAAAAUAGACAUUGGAGCUGAGUGAAAAACAUGUCAUGCACACAUUUGUGCCAGUAUCGAAUAUAUAUUGUGUCGGCCAAUACUGAAGGCUACAAUAUCGGUAUCGUAUCGGAGGUAUGAAGUAUUAACGGGACACCCCUUGUCAAAAUCAAAAUUUCAGAGACAACAAACUGAGGUGUUGAGAACUUGAAGUUGUUUUAUUUAGUGUUUUUAUCAUUUUUAUGUCAACUUGGCUUGUUAGACCUCCAGUUAAUAUGUCAAUCUUGAUUUAUGUAGCGCAAAUCCACAACAAGUGUUAUCCCAAGACGCUUAACUAACAAGCUGGUUUAGACCGUACUCCGUUUACAAAGAUCCAAUAUAAAGAUAGGAUUAGAUUGAGCCCCGUCUCGUGAGAGCAAACCCUCUCCUAUCCCAUCUUAAACCACGAGUUUAGUACACAGGUUACAGAGGAGAGGAAAAACUUCCUUUAACAGGCAGAAACCUCGAGUAGAACCAGACUCCUGUUAGACAGUCAUCUGCAUUGGGUUUAGAGAGGGUGUAGAGGGAGAUGUUUUGAUCAAUAUCAGAUCAAUAUCAGUGUUGGUCAAUAUUGAAGGCUACAACAUCGGUACUGUAUCGGGACACCCCUACCUCUAAUACACUGAAUAAUAGAGUCUCUACUUCAUGUGAUCUCCCCAGUCACACAUUUUCUUCACCGGUUGAAGAAAAGGACUCUAAUCCCUAUUCUCACAUGAACUCUAGACCUACAAGGACUUUAACCUUGGUCCUUAUCCAAAUAAGAUGUGUCAUUAACAUAAUUCUUUGUCUUCAUACUCUUUUUAAUGAAACACUUCUUCCCUGAUAACUGCUCCGACAGACUCUCAGUGUUAUCACUACUCUGCUUUUAACUGCAAACUAACACAUUCAGAGCAGUGAAGAUAUUUGGUGACACAUGGACGGAAAAAAAUUGCCUAUUCUCUAUUUUCUUUUUCACAACUGCUGCACAUGAACCCGAGCUUAUCCGGACUCUUUCUGCUGACGACUGUGACUGAGCAACACAUGGAAAGCAUCUGUUCAGUGUGUCUGCCGUACAUCCUCAGACUUAUGUUCGACUCACACACAGGGGAGACUCACUUCCCAUGACAAGCCUUUCAGACUUCAUCAUGUGCAUAUGUUACCUACAAGGCCAACAUCCUUAUGGAGGAAGGCUUGGCAGGUUACUCUAAAAUAGAUCUAACAGAUGCACAGUAAGCAGACAUGGAGCAGCUUCUGGAUGGAGUUUGAAGCUUUUUCUGUCCAAUUUUCUGUGCAACUUUUAUACAAUGAAAACUCGUCCGAGAAGUUAUGGAUUGCAUGUCUUUAGUGGGACAUUAACACUAGCAGAGCUGGCAUUCUGACCCUUCUUUUACCUACGUGUCCUGCAGGUCACACUCAUCUCUCCGGUGUUAAAAUGUAGUGCUAACAAAAGUGUCAUCACCUCCUCCUUCCCCGUGGUGUUCAUGCCCAUGGUUUUUGACAGCCUGUCAUGCCUUUGUGCUUCUGUCAGGGCCUGUUAGAGGCAGGCCUGUCUUGCAAGGCUUUUGUCAGCAGCCUGCGAACUCUAGAUGUUGCACUUCCAUUUUCCUAAGAGGGCAGCAAGUUCUCCAAGAGGCCUUCCCAGACUCAUUUGUGUAACAAGGCAGCUUAGGAGGGAGGACAAUGAGGCUCACUAUGGUGCCAAAUGGGCCAGUAAAUGAGUCAUAUUUCUAUAGAGUUUAGGCAACAGGGUUACACAAUCUUAAUCAACUAAGUGCGGCUCAUAAUGUGCUCAGCAAGGGUUGUGAUCCUGCAAAAGAGGAUUGUGAAAAAUGUGUCAGGUUGAGGUUUGGGCAACAUAAUUACUGUGUUUCACAUUCCACUUUCUCCGAGAAGGCGGGGUAAUGCUUAGUAGCAAAGACAAGGAGUUGAGCUCUAUGUGUGACAGUGUGUGCGUAAGUGUGUGCUUGUUGAGGGGAGGGGUUGUCUUUGUCAUUACUCAAGAUUUUGAUGCAUAAAACAUGUUGACUCUAUGGCACAAGAAUGAGACACUCAGCAUGGUAAUCAGUGUAUAUCUAAGAUGACGCUGUAUGACUCACUACAGGAAACACUGAUAUAGUUCCACAAUAAUGACCAUGUAUCAUUAGUGGUAAUGAUGCUUUAAUUGUAAACUGAAGGACAAUCACACUAGGAUACAUUACAUCUGUUCAAGUGAAUAAUACUGAAUGAUUUUAACAGGUAAAAUGUAAGAUUAAGGUAAGGAGUGGCAUUGUUAGGAGGAGCCAUGAAGUAGUAAUGUAGUUAAAACAAACAGGAAGUGAAUAGUUUGGAGCAUUGUACUUUCAUAUUAAAUUAUCAAUAUUUGGCACCAAUCAUAUAAUAAUUGUAUUGAAUAAAUCAGGAAAGUUAUAUGUGGUUAAAUCAAUAAUUUGUCCAAAGCCCCACAAGACUAAUUUCCUAGAGGUUUGGAAUUUUAGUGUAAGUUACUGUAAAUUUACAGUAUUAGUAUAAUUGAUAUGUUACAUUUAGAGUGAAUAGGUAAAAUGCCAUUAAGGUCUUCUGUAAAUGUGACUUUGAUAAGGAUUUGAUCAAUAUGUAGUUUUAAUGCUGUUAUUAAAAAAAUAGCAACACGCAUCUGGUGCUAGCUAGUAGCUGCCUGCCAGCUGUAGCUAAUCAUAACCAAAUGCACACAGAUUACAUCAGGAGUAGUUUUAUUUAAGCGCCUCAUCACUUACUUUGUGUAGUAGCAAGAUAGUUUAUAAUUACCCAAUCAAAUACAAACCUACUGUACUACACUUUAUUUAUCGUAGUGAUAUUAAUUUAUUUUUGUAUCUAAUUACAUGAUACUCUCACUGAUACCUUUCUCAAUGUUUUGGUUAGUUUUAACCGUUUUUUAUUUUGAUUGUUUUGUGUGGUCUUGUAGCUUAAAUAUAUAUUCUUGUCUCCAUUUAAUUCAGCAUCAUUAUUAUUAUUUUUGAAUUAUUAUUAAAGCUGCUGCUGUGACUCCUUCUCUGCCUUCAUUUGUUUUAAUGGUUUUAAGAACCUGUUGAUCCUGGUUAUGUAGCAAGGGAGCAAUAUGGGGCUUUUAUUUUGGAAGGUGCUGUGUGACACUAUGAUUUCGCCAUGGCAACCACCGGUGUUUGACAGUAAAACCGCUCUUCUCGUGCAGACAGUCUAAGGACAUGUCAGACACCGCAGCACACUGUCCUCGUAUCUCUUUUUAAAGACCCACAUGAGGGUUUUAUAAUCUGCGUCUGCACGGGAGCAGACAGGUCUGCUCUAUCUGUGCACGACAGCAGAGGCAAACUCUCUCCCCGUCUUCCCAGCGUGGGAUGUUCGCUCAUCCCUCCUGCUCCCCACAUCUCCUUUUUCCCUUUUUCCUCCCCUCAGAAUCAAGUGGCUUUUUGUUCCCCCUGCAGCAGUGCUUAUCGCUUGUUUCUCCACUUCUGUCCUUCUCAUCACUCUUUCAGGGAAUGAAGGGAUAUUUUGGGGGAUGGAUUGUGUCUUUCUGUGCAGACCCCUGUGGUUAUCCCUGUCAGUCUAUGUUUGAAAGUGGAUCCACCCUCUAUGUCCACCCCUUUCUUUGAGUUUGUUUUGCUGCUCUCUGCGUUCAUACUGGUGUCAAAUAAAGCUUUGUGGAUUACAAUCAUUAAAGGCUCUGACACUGCAAAUUAUUUUAAUUCGUUUGAGUGCGGUUGUUUUAUACGUCCCACAGGAUUCCUCAGCUGCCUUUUAUUCUCAGUAUGAAUAAUGUGACAUAAAAAUGAGCCGUAUAUUCUCUCUCGGGAACAGCCAAGUUGGUCGUUAUGCUCUCUAAAAUCGGGCUCCCUGACACCAUCUGAGUCAGCAGUUGUGAGCUACAUUUUAAUGAGUUUAAUCUCUUUUUUUAUUGACCAUCAAACUUUCCAAAGAGCGACAUAUUUAUCAUCUGAAGAGGUGAUUUAACCAUAAUUUGACCACCUGCCAUUAUGUUGUUUAUUGUAGCAGUAGCAGAUUUAUGCUAAUAUGUUAGCUCAAGGCAAUUCCAUGAGCUUAGAGUCAGAGAGGAUGUGGUCUGAGUCGUUAAUGCUAUUAAAUUAACUGCUGUCUUUUCGGAUUCAACAGUGGGUUCACAACUAAUUAGUCCUGAUAAGAAAAGAACCUAAAGGAUUAUUAUAAUGUAGAAAAAAGCAAGCGAAUGACUGUGAAGUCGAGGGACCUCACAGUGGUAGUGGUGGUGGUGGUUGUCAUUUUUCAUGUUUUUAUGGAUGUGUUUUUGUCCUGGUCACUUUGCCUUCAUAAUUUGAUUAAGCUAAUAAGAGCAGGUUAAUGAUAAAGUUCAUAUGUGGCUGACUGUUUGGAAGCAAAGGCAAAAAUGACAUGGAUUUAAUAAAGGAAGUGCGCAUUAAACCGGAGAAUUAGAAAUGUUCCCACUGGCUGAGUAGCACCAAGAAUUACUAGUCUGUUUAACUAAUUAUUGGUAUAACAAUAAUAAUAAUAAUAAUAACAAUAAUAACAAUUAUUAUUAUUAUUAUUAUUGUUGUUGUUGUUGUUGUUGUUAUUAUUAUUAUUAUUGUUGUUAUUAUUAUUAUUUUUUUUUAUUAUUUUUUUUUAUUAAAAUUGUAAUUACAAUCAUUAUUAUUAUUAUUAGUAGUAGUAGUAACAGUAGUAGUGGUAGUAGUCGUAGUUUUAGUAGUAGUAGUAUUAGUAUUAGUAGUAGUAGUAGUGCUGUAGGCCUGAAGUGCAGGUCAGCUUUAAUGUAAGCCACCCACCACUUGCCAGGACUGAAACUCAGGUAAAAAGCUUCUGUAGUCCUACAGUGCUCUACCACUUGGAUAUAAACAAACACAGUUGACAGAUGGUAUCUUGCAGUAUGACUCAGUUGGGCAGUAUUUGAAUAUAGAAAACUGAAAGAAAAUUGUAAACAGGCUGUGUAACUAACAUAGGCAUUAGAUAUUAACCUCCAGGGAGGUCAGAAGACUAGUGGUUCUAGCUCUGCCAAUGGUAGCCACACUAAGACACCCAUUAGGUAUAAUUUUGUCACAAUCCUAAUCUUGCACAUUUUAUUUCAUUUGUUUUAUCUGUUGUAUUUCUUUUUUUAGGGACUACUUUUUAUGUUUUUCCAAAGAACUAAUCUCUAAAGUCUUAGAUUUAGCAUGUGUUCAAUUCAAUACAGCACAGUAUUUUGUCUGGUGACAUGUUGUAUUGUCUCAUUUACCAAGGACCAAUUUUUUCAAAUUAAUUGUUAAUUUGAAGUAAAUCUAUGAUAACGGAAAGAUAAAAUCAACUGUUGGCUGAGGUGACAUGAUAGAGCAGGAGAAAGUUAGUGCAACAAACAUGGCAGCACCUUAGGAAAGCCAUUAGGAAUACAAACAGGGCACAUAGGAGAUGGACCUGACACAUAAGGUUUGCAUGUAAAUAAAAUACAGCGUAAAUAAGACAAACAUAAUGGAAAGACAAACGCUGAAUUAGCUAAACAGUUGUAAAAAUUGUAUAAAUCGCAAUAUAUUGUAUCCAAGUACUCACUGAAUUGCAAAAUGUUAAAAAUCGCAGUAAUAUUGUAUCGUGAUAAUAUUGUACCGGUGAUUCCCACCCCUAAUAAUUAAGUGGUAUUUAUCAAAAAUAGAAUAUCAUGUUUGUAAGUUUUCCACUUUAUGCUUAUUUACACUUUCCUUAUCCUACUGUGAAGUUGCAGAAGUACAUAUUCCACGCUCUACCACCCCGAAAGGCUCUCAGCCUUCGCACAAGCCUUUUCUCGUCUCUCUUCCUCCUCUUCUCUCUUUCUUUCCCUCUACAUGUCUCUCACUCUAAUGCCUGUUCACAGCAGAGUCCCGGUAAUCACAGAGCUGUGGGUGAUAACGAGAAGUGUCACAAUGCCGCCUUCGUCAUUUUCAGCCCAGCUGCCACGCAUUACGCCGGCUAUCGACGGCUCUGACUCCAGCCCGUAAUUGCUUUGCCUGAAUAAUUGAAAGGGGGGAGGAGGUAAAUCCCAGAGGUGUCAGGGUGGGAGAAAGAUGGAUGCUUUGGUGUUGGAUGCUGUCAGGUCAGGAGGUGUUGAGGGGCGUGGAGGACAUGAUGAGACCCUCAUGGGGAGAUUGCCCCCCUGCCCUCACACACAUGUUGUAGAUGAUGGACCACUGCUGGAAUGAUUUCUGGCAUGGUGGCUCUCAAACAGGUGCUGGUUUACAGUGGAUUCAUGCUGGAGGAUUUGUGAACUUGUGAGUAUGUGUUUGUGUCCUCAUGUGUGUGUCAUGUCUUUGAUUUGAUGCCAGUCGUCUGCAGAUUUGGUGUAUGAAUCAAGCCUGUUGUGCAAGCUGUAAAUCUGAGGAUCAGAACUGUUCAGAAACCUACUGGCGCCUUGGAAAAUUAACUGUAAACACACACACAGACUAAAUGACACUCAAGCCAGCUCAGUGUGCCGUUAGAUGUGGUGUUUGUUAGUGAAGACGACAGACUGGAGUAAAUAUUUACAACCAAUUAAACUCUUGGUUUACAUGCAGCACCAGAAAGUGACAGUAGCUUUUGACUGCUUUGAAAAACUGCAGUAAUUUCAUCAUGAAGGCUGCUCUCAAAUGUUACAGUUAUGGUUGGAAUGUUUUAAAGAGGAUUAUCAAUAAUCACUCCUCAUCUAGUGGCGUGUUAUUCUUAACUAAUAUGCAGCAGCCAAAAGCUCUGGUUUCCAAAGAGGGCUGCUCUAAUCGCAGUGCUUUCCGGGUCACACACAGUAGCAGCCAUGUUUCAGUCGGCAGCUAACACAAGUUUUUGUUUUCCAGCGCUGGUUUACACAGUUCCCCUUUGUUCUUCGAUUAAGUAAAUGUUUCCCCCCCUGCAUGCAAACACUAAAUUAGCAUACAAAAGCAUGUAUGAGUUUUCUAAUACAUUCAGCUGAGAUCUCCGGUGGGAGAUGCUACUUUUGUUCCCAUAGAAGUAGAAGGCUGACGCUGCAGAGCGGAGCCAGCGGGUCUCCAAGGUCAUUACCACUGCCACAGCGUCUGGGCGCCCUGGGAAGGAGGCAGGAAUUGAUUAAUGACAAUGCUGGGAGCGCAGGAGGGGAGGAACCCAGAUUGGUGGAAAGAAGUGCUGCAGAGGUAGAGAUGUUUCCGUGCUAUUGUGCUUCAGAUAACGCUGGAGUAAGAUAGAGUAACUUCUAAUCAGGGUUACCAGUGUCUCCAUGUAUUCAAGUUGGAUAGUCAGAGUUACAAGGAGGUUAAUGGAGAGUUUUAAAAUAUAUUCUGACAUGAAAUUUCUCCUGAACCACUUACUAUACAAAGUGCAAUUCAAGCACCAACUUAAGCUUCAUGGACAAAAGUAUUAUCGGACCUACAGUUUCAAUAACAAGAGAUGAAGCUGUAAGAGCAACAUGCCAAUGCUUUAUUGCUUGGGGCUAACUUAGCCAACUGGAUCUAACUUAACCCUUGUGGCUGUGUGCUAAAAUAAACUAUUCUAUGAGGAAGAAAGUCUGUAGUAUCCAAAAAUAUUCAAGGAGUGUGGGCACUUCCUGCGUGGAGAAUUUAGUAAUGAGUAUUGCCCAUUCGUGCCUUGCAUGCAACUUUAAGUAUGCCACUUAGGUGUGCUUUGCAUUUUAAAUUAGUUCCCCCAUUAGAGGACAUCAGUGGUGGGUGCAAAUGCAUGAACGCUUUUGUAUUAGGGCUGGGUGAUAUGGCCUCAAAUCAAUAUCACGAUAUAUUGAUCAGUUCACCACUAUAACGAUGAAUGACGAUAACUACUCCAUAAGCUGCUCACCCCCUCCCACGUUAACUUCGUCUACUUCAGCUGCUACAACUUUUGAACCGCCCUUCAUCACCCCACCUGUCUUUCCCUCUUUGUUAUGGACUGGAUGGAGUGGAGUCAUGUCUCCGACAUAGGACAGCGUCUUAAAGGGACAUGAGACCACAGCCUACCUACACACAUCCAAAACUAACUUUUAUUUGUUUGUUUUUUUUGACACCGAAUAUACCGAUAUGAGCAAAAUGACAUCAGUUAUUGUGGUAAAUUACGGUAUUGGUAAAUUUUCGGUUUAUCGUCCAGCUCUAUUAUGCAUCAUAUAUAAGUGGUAUUAAAUUAUCUUUACCCUUAAAAACCCAACAAAAUGUAAACAGAGCCUAAAAUAUGGUUAACAAACGACUAGGACUAGCUAGAGUAGCUACCACCUUGUCUUUACAGCAUGCAACAAGAGUGAGCACCAGUGAGAAAUUAGCAAACUGAUUCAUUACGGUUGCACACUGUGAGGACAUGGUGUCAGAAAAUCUUGACCUGCUUCUGCUAAACACUCAGGCAUGGCUUUGACAGACAGUACAAACAAUACACUCUGAGAUUUUAGAAGUGGUAUUAUUUCCACUCUGCUCAGGUGUGUUUAACAUAAUACCUGCCCACGCUUUCAUCUGGACGUCACUGUUAACUCAGACCAAAGGCUUGAUUGAUGGGAGUCCUCCUGCUUUCAUUAUAUGCCUCUGAGCUGCGUUGUUCUCUGUUUUCUUUUUUUGAUGAAGCCGAUGUGUUCAACAUCCCACAGGUGCUACAGUUGUGGCAGUACUGCUGGUCAUGUUACCAUGGCAACACAUUGAGAAGAACAGCAGUAUAUAUCUAAAAGAUAUACACUACAUUUUACACAGUGUACUUUUUUAAAAUCUUAGUAGGAAUGAAUAAUGAGGAGUGGGUGAUAAGGGUAAAAAUACUGGCUCCUGGAGUGUUCAUCCAAAUAUAAGAAAAGUGUGCAUAGAUGUAAAUGUUACAACGGUAUGCAUUUAAAUCAUUAACUAAGAAAGGACGGCACUUAUAUCACCUCAUCCAUCUGGGCUACACUGCAUAGGGGAAUCAGCCGCACAUCUGUGUGAGCACAUGGACACCCCAGCUUGGUUUUCUCAGUCAACACUGUGGAAGUAGUGCAGUGUCCUUUAAAUAGCUGACCUGAUCAGGUUUACACUCUGCAGCUCCCCACAGGCAGAGAGCUCAGAGACAGAGACGUGAUGCUAGAGGACGACCUACUCAAAACGAAAAACACAAACUUCUUCACUUCCUGCAGUGGUCAAACGAACACACACACACACAGCUCUAUUUCUUUUAUCUGAUAUUCUUUAUAUCAGAUAACCCGACAGAGUAAGAGUGCUGCACUUAAUUCAGUUCUUUAUUCUGGAUCCCACACGUCUUUAUGCAGCUUGAAUGAACCUUUGAUUUUAUAAAGGCUUGGUUUGUCUGAGGGGAGCAUCCUACAUCAUCUACUGUUUUCUGCACCUGUCUGCCAAAUGAAACCAGCAUCACAACGUAACAUUAACACCUUUAAAUGAAGCUGCACAAACAGACACAUUAGAGCAGCAACACCAAGAUUUGCUAUAUAAAUACGGCCUCUGUAUUUGUUCAUAGUCGCUCAUUUGUAUUCUAGUCACAUGACUUUAUAGAAACGGUGGAGGCUUGAGGAGCUUGAGGUCGACAGUUAUUCACACACUCAUGCUAAACCAGCAUCUAAACAUAGAUAUGCAUCAGACAGACAUCAUACUCUUUAGAUCAGAGUAUUUUCAUUUGUGAGAGAGUGUAUGAGUCUGAUAAUUUAGUGGAUAUCUGUUUAAUAAGAUGAUCUACAUCAUUACCAUGUCAGUGCUGCAAGUGUUUGCUCAGACCAACAUAAAAACUUGAAGCAAAAGAAAAAAAGACACCCUCAGCCUUCACAUUUUAAUCCUCUAUUUUCUUUUCGGUUGCAUUAGACUUCUGCUGUCUGUCAUUUUGAUGGUCAGGGUUGUAAAAAUUGACUUAUAAGCCCUUUUCAGACAUGCACUCCUGAAAAUUUUAGUAAGGGAAGCGGGCAGGGAUGAGGGCGUCUGUCACGCAGCCGGUGUUCUGUCUAGUUUAGCUCGUUUCUAGUCAAUGUUUGAUUCAAUUCGCAAAAGUUAUUUCAAAGUUCUCGCUUCAAAAAGUUAAAAAUGGCUAAAAUAAUCUGUCUGUUACUUUUGAUUGCACAAACAGAAGAGGUAAAAUACACCUGAAGCCUCAGGUAACUGGUUGUUUUUCUCUAACAAGCCUUUCCGCAGGUUUCAGCUUGAAAAAUCAUUUAGCCUUAAUGGUAAACAAUCUGGCAGCGUUUUGCUCAGAGGACACAAUGUACCUACUGCCCCCCUAACUCUGUCACAUCACUCCUACACCCACCAUCCACUUCCCAAAAUCCCCAGCUGAUGUAUUUGAAGAGACAGAGAAACUCUGUGCCCAGAGAAACCACAUUCAGCUGAACUGACAGCGCUCAGUCUGCAGGAAGACACACGGUGCCAGCUAACGCAGCGCUUCCUGUCAGAGGCAAGAGACGGCCAAUUUUUCUGUCUUAUCUCCUAAUUGUAACAAGCUUGUUCUUUCUGAUGGUGAGGUUUCAGGGGCUAAUUACUCAGACAAUAGAGGAGAGCUGCAGGGGUGUCAUUAUGUCACUUCAGGGAUUUUUUUUUUUUUUUUAAACAAGCCUGUAAGAAUGACAAAGCAGGAAAGCACACCGCAAGGAAAAAACAAGUCCGCAGAGAGGGAGAGCUUAUCCUCCAAAACAAAACAAAGACAUAUAUCAGCUUUUUGGUUUUGGACUAUAAACAGCUCAGAAUAAGAAUUCCCAGACUGCCUUUUUCAUGCUUGGAGCAGGAAUAACAAACAACAGAGAGGCCUUGCAGAGUGUCUGCUUUUGUUCUGUGUUGUCUGUCAGUGUAAUGUGGCACACUGAUAUCUGUGUAUGUGUGCGAGACGGUGUUGGUGUUUACAUGCUGUGAGGUAUGCAGGUAUUCAGAGGGGGCAGGUUGUAAUCAGUGGAGACAGAGCUGUGAGUCACUCAGUGCAUUCCAGGUGCUGGAGGCCUCUAUGAACAAACAACAGAGCCUGCGGUGUUGUCAUAUACAGAGUGUGGGCGGAAGCUUGGCUGUGAUCAGUCAUAAAAUAUUAUUUUGAUUAUAAGGUUGCUUUUUUUAUACUUCAGAUAUAUAAAGAUGCACGGUAAAUCCUCUCACUGAGCUUUCCAGUCAGAGUAGGGCUGGGCAAUAUGGCCUCAAAUCAAUAUCACGAUAUAUCACCUCGAUAACGAUAAAUGGAUAAUAAUAAUAAUAAUAAUAAUAUCUUACAUUUAUAUAGCGCCUUUCAGGAUACCCAAGGCGCUUAACAACACACUACAAAAACUAAAUACCAAAAGCCUGGAUAAACAAGUGUCGCUUCAGAGCAGACUUGAAAGAGUCAAGAGUCAAGAGUCAAGAGUCAAGAGUCAAGAGUGGAUGAUAACUACUCCACAAGCUGCUCACCCCCUCCAACAAUAAAUUUGUCUACUUUAGCCGCUACAACGUUUAAACCGUCCUCCAUCUCCUCAUCUGUCUUUCCUUCUUUGUCACGUCUCUGAUGUAGGACAACGUCUUAAAGGGACAUGAGACCAUAGUCUACUUUUAUGUAUUUAUUUUUUUAUACCAAAUAUACCGAUAUGGGCAAAAUGACGUCAGUUAUUGUCAUAAAUUUCAGUAUCAGUAAAUUUUCGGUUUAAUCGCCCAGCCCUACAUCCUCCUGUCAAUUGGCUCACUAAUAGUGGUCAACUGAUAUCACUUCUAUAAUGGCUAUGUCCCAAAAAUGGGUGAGUAUGAUAUGCUGAGUAACUGAUAAAGAUUUGAUUUUCAAUUUUUUUUUAGAAAGAUAGUGGUGAAAUCGGCCUUAAGAGAUUAAACUACCUGAUUUAAUCCAUCAACCGCUUAAUCGCUCUAUCGCUGCUCCCUAAUCUUCAAUUUCGUCUUAUAUUACAUUAGGCACACUACGACCAUUAGUGAGAAGACUUGAGAUUUGUCAGGUCAGUCAAGAUUAAACUCCAACAAGCACUAGGUUUUGCUCUGGUUCAUCUUUUCAUCUAUUGACAGAAACAAUAAAAGAAAGGACAGCAUCUCAAAGGGACAUGAGACCAUAGACUACCUACAACUUUUAUUUAUUUAUUUUUUAUAUACAGAUAUGGGCAAAAUUGACGUUGGUUAUUGUCGUAAAUUUUGGUAUCAGUAAAUUUUUCGGUUGAUCGCCCAGCCCUAGGUCAGAGCCACCACAUGUAGACUCUCCAAACCAUCCAGAUGAGCUAUUUGUCGUCCGUGUUUUGCUGUUUGGACUUACUGACCUGUGGCUGUGGCUCAGUGGUAGAGUAGUCUCUCACCCUUAGAGGAUGAGAGUUUGUUCAAGGUCCUGAUAUCCACACAUUGAAGUGCCCCUUGGCAAGACACUUAACCCCAAACUGCCCCCGGCGGCUGUGCCAGUGAUGAGUGAAUUGGAGUAGUUAAUAUGGUGUGAAUGGGUAACAGAGUAAUUUUCCCCAGCACAGACUUGCAGAGAGAGAAUUUCGUCAUCUAAAGUAUAUCUUUGGAUCUGGGUAUAUAAAGUUUACCCAGAUCUGGAGAAACUCUGCACAAAAGGGACAAGGCGUGCCAUCAGUGCACAAAAUCAUGCAUACAUAAUUGGAUGCAUAAAUGCCUGUGGCACGGGUAGCUUACACAUCUGGGAAUGUGACACCAUUAAAGCUAAACAAUGCACAUUUUUAAGGCACCAUAUGCUUGCGUGCAGAUUAUGCAUUUUUGAGAAGACCUUGCAUUUCAACUAGACAUUACCGACCAAUAUCCUGCAAGUAUAACAUCAGCAUUGCUCUGAAAGAAGGAGAGAAGGAGGGAAAAUAUCACACAUAUCGCACAUCACAGAAUUAAAAUUACCCCUAACUGUUGUUGGGCAUUGUAUAAGCCUAGACAUUGAGGCACCACUGCUAAUUUGGAGACCAGCAACUUCCUCCAUUUCCUGUCAUCUUCCUCGUUUUUUCCUAAUUAGAAUUUUAAUAAUCAUCUACAACUAAGGGUAAAUCUUCUUGCCCCUCUAUGCUUGUCACUGAAAAAGUAAGCUGUUUCUUUAAGCUUCAGCUGAAACUAAGAAGGUCGAAACAUUGCGCGAAAAAGCAGACGAUAGCUUCUUUAUUUUUUCACAUCCCUCCACUACAGCUCAUAAAGUAAAAACAGAAAAUACCAAUAUGGUUUAGCAAAGUUUCCCUCUCAGGCCUCUGUCAUUUAUGUGUGAAAAAACAUAUUUUUAAGUUAUUUUUGGGCAGUUUUGCCUUUUAUUGGAUAGGACAGCUGAAAAGAGAUAAGAAACAUGAGGAGUAGAGUCAGGGAGGACAUGCAGGAGUUGAACCAGCAACAAAGACCAAAGCCUCUGCACAUGCUUGAACCAUUCACUCCACUAGGCCUCAAGUGUAAGAAAAAAAAAUCUAAUUUUUCCUACUUUCAUCCUAUCAAAUCAGUGUCCGAGCUCAGGUCUUGUCAGCACAAUUGACACUUCUCAUUCAAAAGCCCAAGCCCACCCUGACCCACCGUCAUACAGGGCAAGCUGCAUGCCCGGGUAACUCAAGACACACAGACCAUUUAAUGAACUUUCCGUCUAGCUGAUCUGAACAAUACUAUCCCCUCUAGGCUACCAGCAAAUGUCUCUUAUAGGAAAAUAAAGGCGCCUUAGAACUUCCCCAGAGCUGACAUCUCCCAUGACCUAUUUUCAUCAUGGCGGGUGGCUGGUGAGUAGUUGCACAGUGCUAAAUGAAGAAAGGGCAUGCACAGAUGAAAGCACACGCACAAUGGGAUGAUAGGCGUUUGGCCAGAAUCUGACCCGUGCUAAAUGAUGACUAACGCAGACGGUCUAAUUUAAGAUUGGUGUUAUCUGCUAUUUUAUGCUGAGAGAGGAAUAAAAACAGGGGAAAAAAGAUUAGAUACCCCGAGGAAAAGGAAGUGGUGUUAUUUAUAGUUUUGAGGGACAUUGCCUCGUGAAUACAUAGGAAAGGAAGUUGUCGAUCUCUGAGAUACUGAAGAGGUCAGGCGGGAGACCAGUGCAAUGACAAGAUGGGAAAAGUAGCCCGAGGUCCCCCAGGAGUAGCUGAACCAUGCUAGAGGUUAGAGGCUAGAACGUGACAGUGUGACAUCCCCAGAGGUGAUGGAGGAGGAAGAGGGAACCAGGAACAAGGGAAUGCUUACAAGAAGCAGCAACGCACUUUACCACAAGACACAGCCUGAGGAUAGCUGUGAGAACUCUGCCGAGUCCCUGCUGAGCCACUGAACUCACAAACAAACAGACACAGAGUACAUAAAACUCAAUAUUGCAAAUGGCACCAAGAGGGAAUUUCCGCUAGAAAAGCUCUGAUGUGGUUUAAGCCUCCUCAUGCCGGUAACCAGAUGUGUGUAUCCUCCUGAUACAUAGUACCGCUUUGAUAAGAGUGAAACUAAAAAUCGUACAAACUGUCUUUUAAAAGUGGUUUAUAUCCUAUUAGUAAGCAAGCUAGGCACCUGGAAACUUGAUAAGCUAGUGCUAGCUGCCCCGGACUACCUUUGAGUAAGGUGACCAGAUUUCUGUAAUGACAUCCGGGGACAUCUGGGAAUCUGCUUACUCGCGCUUCCUGCCUUCUUGUCUACCUUGGGGGUGGGGGGUGCUAAGCAAAAAUAUGAUUUUAGGUGCGUUGGGGGUGGGGUUGGGGGUGGGGGAGGGGCAUCGGCUGUGUGAUCACAGACAACAUCUCGGCACUACUUAGUAGCAGCACACACCCCCAUAAAAACUGUUGUUCAGGAAUGCGGGCAACAUGCUUACUUGCACUUCCUAUCUUAUCGUCUACCUAGAGGGCGGGGGAUGCUAGGCAAAAAUAUGAUUUAAGGUGCAUUGGGGAGGGGGCGCAAUCCGCUGUGUGAUCACAAACAACAUCUCAGCAUUAAUUAGUAGCAGCACACACCCCUGUAAAAACUGUUGUUCAAGACUGCGUGCAACAUGCUUACUUGCGCUUCCUACCUUCUCGUCUACUGCCAAAACAGUUGUUCUAGUCUACGUGCAACAUUUUAAACGCUUAAAUCUGGGACAUUUCCAGGGACAGCUUUAGCCGGGGACAGGUCAUCAAUAUAGGGACUGUCACCGGAAAUUGGGGACAUCCGGGCACCUUACCUUUGAGCGACAUUGACACGAACUUGUUGUGGCCUAAACUUGUUCAAUCAGAAACUACUGGUUGCUAAUAUUUUUCUAUCUUUUGUCUUCUCUUACAUACACUGCUUUUGUCAACCUAACAUGAUAAUCAAUCUUAAACCAGUUCUUCUGUGUAAAAUAGUAUCACAGUAUGGCAGCCAUAACAUUCCCUGUUGCUUUGUAGGUGUGUGUUUGAGAGAAGAAACAUGACUGUUUUGGGGGGCUAAUAAAUUACAGUAUUGGCUCCGUGCAUCGACAAGCUUUCUGGGCUGCUCCCUGCAGAGCAUUUUAAGCAGUAUCAGAGACAUUUCCGAUACAAGUAUCAGCAUCAGAACAACUCCACUUUCCACAUCACAAAACCUUAAGGACCCAAAGGAUUCGCACACUGCACUAACUCAGCUCAAUAUCCUCCCCCUCAUCCGAGCUUGUGACAUUUGCAGAGAAAGCCUUAAAGAGGGGGAUAAAGAGGGAUGAGAGCUGGAGAGGAGGUGGGGGGUGGGGGUGGGGGGUAGCAUCUUUCCCUCCUCUCCUCCCUCAUUAGGAUUCUCUCAUCAGUCUUUCCCCGUGGAGGAGGGGGGGUGGGUGGACAUGUCAGGGUUUAUUAAUCGCUCCAGGAAAUAUUAUUGACCUGGACCUUCUGCUCCCUCUCUCCCUGCUGCAGUCAGUGUCUGUGCUCCGCUGCCCCCACAUUCCUCCGGUGUGUCCUGCCUGGACACAUUACAGGACACUGCGGCACAGCGUGGAGGCUUCAACACACAGUGUCUUCAUUGACGAUGCACUUGGCCUGGGCUUUUCUUUUCACCGCAGCUGCGCCACACACAUAAACUCGAACACACCCACACACACCUGCAGACUCGAGGAGAUGAAGCUCACCCUGCUCUUCUUCGUUAUAGACGUGAAAGCAGCUCUGUUCUCGUUAUUUUGCUUUAAAUUAAACUUUUUCUGUGCAUUCGUGCAAUUAAAAAAACAUGUUUCAAAUCUCAAGACUUAUUGGUUUUCAAAUCUUACAGGUCGAUUUCAGAAGAAAAGAGGUGCAUGAAUCAAUACAACGUGAACCCCUCUCUGAAUGCUCAAACAGUAGAAUCGAUCAGCGAUGCUCCUCUAUCCUCCCUCCUUUGCUUUCUUCAACCAGGAGAAAAUGAGAGAAUGAUCAGAGCCAUUCAGCUGAGACUCCUGGUCAUACCUCAUGAUGCAUUGGGUGCUUGCAUGCAAUGUGUGUGCGCGCCUUGCGUAAGCCUGUGUGCAAGUGUUGUGUGUGAUAGCAAAGAGCAGAGCAUGAGGGUGUAGGUGUUAAGCCUCUUGCCGCCUGCUCCCCACAAUCUGAUGCUUCCACUUUAACUCGGCUUAACCCCUCAUUCCUAAUUUGAUGUCAUGCACGUUACACGCGUGACUUUGCGUGUUGUUGCGCUAACAAACAGCGCACUAAAACCCUGCACAUGCUACAGUAUGUCCUGGAGACUACACAUAUCAGCAUGGCAUUGCCACGGAAACAGCUGAAGGGAGACAGCUGUUAUCAGCUCAGAGUGGCAUUUCCUGGAGUCUCUGCAAAAUCUGACAUUACAACGAUUUGAGCAUUUGUGUAUGCUUUACUGACACACCUUACUACACCCUUAACCCUCGUGUAGGAUGUCUUAAAAAUAUAUAAAAGUCAAAAUAUUCAUUUAAACUUGAAAAGUGAUUGACAGUCUCAUAGAAAGUAUGCUUUCCUAGUGUCUUAGUAAAAUUAAAUACAUCACUCUUCCGUUUUUACACAAACUCCAUGACUCUUAAUGUGACCAUUUCAUUUCAUAACCAAAAUCUGAAGCUGGCUCGCCAAAAAGUAAACAUUUAUAAUUAGAAAUUGUGUUCUUCCUUGCACUGAAUAUUAAGAGAGCAUUUUUUUUUCUCAAUGGGUUUAUGAGGCAGCAUGAUACGUCAACCAGUCUUGUUUUUCUAAUACUGGAUUUAUUGUGCCUCCCUGUGGUCAUAGGAGGCAUUACACUGUGAUUUUUUGUUUUGUUUUAUGACAGGGCUAAUGAAUGACCAGGAUAUGAGUGUGUUGUUCCAUUGUGUCUCGGUGAACUUUGCACCGAUGUGCACAUUCCUUAAAGUAACAGUCACCCAAUAAAGAAACACGCGUCUGAUCUCUCAAUGGCCUUUGUGCGCUCUAAAUUGUGAAAUGACCCAGCGAGGCAUGUUCUCAUGAAUGUCCACUUUGCAAACAUGUCUGGCGCUAAAUUUAAUAUCCGUCUUCAUUUUGUUUUUCUUGCAGUCACAAUGGUCCUGCUUCUGUUUUUGGUAGCAACCACAACAACAUCUAAUUCCACCAGCAAUGGGAACAAAACAAAAGGUAAGGUCAACAACGUAAGCAAUGCACCUCAACAUGUGAGGCUGUGCAACGCUAAAGCAUGUCAGAUAGCAACACAAGUCCCAUUGCAACCUUCUGCAGUCAUCACUUUUCCUUGAGGUAUGAUUAUGUAUCUUCUACCUGAGUGCAUGCAUCUGCGUGAUAAUAGCCCUCUUCUACUGCCUUGUUAUUACUGCAUCACAAUGAACCUCAGCAACCGUGGACAGUAAUUUACGGCUUAUUGUGUGUCCUUAUAAACACAGCUAAUAGCCGGCUGUGUGGCUGUGACUCUUGGCUGAGUGUGCACUCUCAGAGACGCUCAUUUUCUGUGAGCUGAUACUUAUCUCUGUCGACAAAAUACUGCUGAAGCCAAUCAUUAAAUCAGGCCUGUGACCAGAGGAGAGCAUGGGUGGCGCAUUGCUGUGCAUGUAAUAUUGAUUUUGUGAUAUCACAUGGCUCAUACACAUGUAUGGAGCUUAUACACAAACACGUCUCGCCGGCCUUGCCCCCUUCUUCCUGCUUCUUUGUUGCCGGUGCUCCCUGACCCCCGGCUCUGCCUCUCCUUCUUCCUCAGAAGGCGUUACAUCCCCCAGCCAACACAUCCUCCCCAUCGUGCUGGUCCUGUCCCUGCUGCUGCUCAUCAUCGCACUGCUAGCCUGGUACUUCCUCAGGUAAAAAAAAAAAAUGAAAAUGAAAAAAAAAUAAAAAAUCACCCACCCUGCAUUCACCUCACAACACCCCCCCUCUCCUCGCUGACUGGCUGUGAGCCAGGACUGGGGGCAGAGCUCAGGGUGACAAACACUUCCUCCUUCAGUCACUGAGGCGGAGUCCAGUCAGGAAGUGCUGCGAGGCUGACUCCCUCUCAUGCUUAGUGAGAGGAGAACAGAGUUUAACAGUGGACCUACAGAGGAGAGCGGAGGACUAAUUUUGAACCACAUUCGGACUAGAACUCAGUGACUGCCAGACAUCAGCUAAUGAGAAAGAAUAGCUUCUCAAGUUUUAGAUGGUAGGAAGGACAGUCUUUCGUUUUUACCUAAUUGGAAGGAGAUUUUCAGCGUUGUAUAACUGACAUAAAAAAUAAUAAUUUAACUUCUGUAUUACAUGUUUUUUUUUCUUUCGACUUAAUUGCCCUUUCUCCAAGCAGGUUAAAAAACCGUGGGAAACCAGUCGUCACAACAGUCGACAAGAAGGUACCAAAUGGCAUCCUGGAGGAACAAGGUAAUAUUGCUUUUAAUUGGGCAUAAUAAGAGACAGCACAGGUUCACUGUAAGCUAUGCGAGCAACAGGCUGGCACUGAAAAGAAGCACUGCAAGAAGCAUGGAACGAAGAAAUUUAGAAGCAAGAAAAAGAAAGCAGUCAAGAGUGAAGACUUGAAACUUAUCUUUCAACUGUAUGAGCAGGUUGCCCCCAGUCUGCGUUGUGGUUGAGCAAGACUUCCUGUGGUUAAUGUCAGGACUGAAAAUAUACUCAUCUCCCCCCACCUCUAAUAGCUGUUUGAUGCUGCACGUAUAUUCAGAGUGAAUCUUUAAUCGUGCAAAAGGAGCAGAUGUCGCUGCACUCCGAGCAGCAGCGGUUGCACGUACGUUUGGAUUUGUGUUGCAUGCUAACAGAAGCUCUUGAGUUUACAGGAAGCAAUAUGUCCUUCGGGCCUUAAGUGUUCUUUAGGAAGUUUUCCCUUAUCUGACGUAACAAUGGCAGGUUGUAUUCUUGGAGAUUAGACUGUUCACUUGGAUGUACGGCAAGAAAACACAAACACAAGUUCAGUGGCUGUAAAAGCCCCAGAGCAAGUGUCAGGAUAUUAGUUUAGCCGUCUGUUACUUUAACCUUCAACAUGACAUUCCUGCUCAUAAUACAGUUUGAAACUCUCAGUCUACUCUGCUUUACUAGACAUUACUGUGACUAAUCAGAUUUUAUGUUGGAUUGGUUUAGGAUUGAGCAGUUUGGUAUAAAUUUUACACUUUCUUGUUUAGAAGUUGUUGUCAGACGUGAUUAAACAUUUUUACGCUUCUUUUCAUCCACAAAAGCGAAAGUUGAAGUGUUCCAUUUCAGUCUAGUAACUGCAUCCUCUUUUAUGAACAUUAUGAAGUCAUAAGAUCAUUUAUGACGGAUGUCUUUAAUCUGUUUGGCUCUAUACACGUGUGCUGUAUAUAUGACAUGUUUGAUGUGUGUUGUGUUUUAGAGUGUGGAUACAGUACUGAGUCCUUAUACACCACUAUACCACCAGGUUAGGUAUACGGGGUGGCGGUAUCACGUUACUAACAUCCUUGUACGCACUAACCGAAUGGGCUAGUUCGGUGUCUGACCCCCAAUUUUCACAGCAUCCGGAAAGGCUUCAAUCCAGAACGGCGGCGAUUUUCGCAUUCCGUCAAUUCCUACUGGAUCUGUUUGUGAGGCGAAUUUCGUGGCAGAUUGUGGACAACAGGUUCACAGAUUCACGUGCAAUCGCGCGAUAACAAGUUGUCUUUAGCCACAAAGGCUAACCAUAAAAACAGUAGAUUGUGUCCUUCCAGAGGAGAAAAUCUACUUCUGGACUUACAUAACCAGCAUCCUCUCGUUCAUGGUGUCAUCGAGGUGAAAUGCUGUCUGAAAACCUUUCACUUGUUUGUCCCCGCUCGUUUGCAUGGUGUGAAAUACAAUCCAUCUGAAACAUGGAGGGCUCUAUUUUGGUGCCUCGCCGGAGACGUGCCGCAAGCGCAGCGUCAGUCAGAUCCGCCGCGCUGACAAGGCGUUCCCAAGCACAUUUUGAUAUUUUGGUGAGCCGCGCAGCCCGGCGUAAGUAUCCCCCCUCCCUAACUCAGCUCCUCCCAGCACCAUAAGUCGUAACGGGGAGGAGAAAGGGCGUGAAGUCGGUUUAACACAGCCGAGACCUGUUUUCACCAAUCACAUAGGCUCCUCUCCUUGCCUUUAAAUCCGCCACAGGCGAGGCGUAUUACUAUUUUCAUGAAGUAGUCAAAGAGAUCAAGAGAUGUCUUAAGACAGUAAUGCCACAAGAUGGCGACAGAGGGCAGCUCCUCAACAAGUGUCCUCCACACUCUCUCAUAUGAGCACAGAUGGAUUUAGUGUGCGUAAUGUUGGACCCACUGGUAAGACAAACACCCUUUUCCACAAAUAAAGACACUCACAUAAAGUUGCUCAUAUUCAAACCUCACGUAACAAAGGUGGGUUGAGCGCACAGAUCACAACAUAAACUCCAAAAAUGGCAUUAAAAUCGGAACCAUCUGUGCGUAAAUGACGCAUCGCGCUCCGUGGCCUGGCUCUUUCUUUCAUAGAUGUUGGCAUAUAAAAUAAAUUUGGCUCACAAAACUGAAUAUUAUAAUAUCUGUAUGUCGGCUUAAAGUAGAUAACGCAUCUGAGCACUGAAACAAAUCAUCUGUUCAGCUGCAGCAGCAGCAAGACGGACAGAGGACACGGAGACGUGUCCAGGUCGAGCUGUGCGAGAAAUAAGAGGAAGAGGAAGAAAGAAAAGGAGGGAGACACAUUACAUAUCUUGUUAACUUCAUCAUGUGUGUUUAUUUACUAGAUAUUUAAUUUAAUUUUAUGCGGUUUCAGCUGUGUUGAUUCGGUCAGGUUGUGUGUCCAAACGCGUGCCAAACGCGCUCAUCAGAUCACAUAUAGAUCAGAAUAUAUCGAUAUAGAUCUAAAUGUAUGUGCUGACUCAGAUUAAUAGUUGAUGAUGAUUAUUUAUUGCACUGAAAUGUGCCUGACACUGUGGAAACCUGCCGGUGAGGCAUCAGUGACGUAAGUCGAUACGCCGCCGGUCUACCAAAAUACUACUAGACCAGCUGCGUUCCGCCUUGCGCUGAAAGCUGACCAGGUUUGAAUCGGCGAGCUUUCAGCGCACUUUACACGCUGUUGGCGAGCACGAAAAUGUCACUGCGCCAGCUGAUUCUGUCGACACCUCCCCCUGCCACACCACCACGCCCAGCUUGGCGGAUCUCGGCUCGCCUCCGUGCGGCUCAUGCCACGAAAAUACCAAAUUGGCCUUACGCUGGGCUCCGCCAGACGAAAAUACAACUGCGCGGGGCUCGCCGCCCUCCGCCGCCUCACCGGCGCGAACGAAAAUAGAGCCCGGAGUGUUUUAUUUUGAAAAGAAGCCUGAUGCUUUAUUUUGUGUCUGUGCCCGACUUCCUUUGCAGCACAGGUUAAUCUGUGCUGAAUUUAUCCAACAUGCUGCGGCGUCCAGAAAAAAUACAACUUUUGCGAUCAGCUGCAGAGUCCGGUGAUCUGCAGCAGAAGCUGGUGGAAAUUGACACGUUAACUUUAAGGGUUUCCAUCAGCCACGAUUGGUGGAUACGGCCUUUUCGUAGCCGUUCCGGAUGCGGUGGAAAUUGGGGGUGAGAGAGGUUUCCAAUUAAAAAAACGGCCAGCAAGGAGCUGGAUGUGUCUUGUCUCUUGGGUCCCUUGGUUCUCUAACACUUGUGGUUAUUUGGUGAUUUCAUACUGAAACUUCAGAUAUAAGUUUGGUAAUUUGGUCUUUUACAAUGAUUUUUUUUUAAAGCAAAUUGGUUUGAUAUUUUUUUAAUAUAGAUUCAAAUUGAACAAGGUAGCAUGAACUACAAGAGUACCUAGAAACUAAAAUAUAAAAUUUAAACUUUUUUAAAAUCAACAUUUUAACUUGAGUAGAUAUACAAAAUCAAUUAAUAAUCAUUACAGUAAAACCUACAAAUAAAUGGUUGACACACAGAGCUAAUCCAACUAUAUAGUGUAGACAUCACAUUGAGAAAUCCUGAUCUACUUAAUCCCGCUCAGAAUUGAUCUCUCAUAGUUGCCGUAGUCAUCUCGAUAACUGAAUAAUUUGAUAGCGGUCACUUUCAUUAACCCAACAAAAAUAUUCAACCCAAUCAGUCAGCAGAGAUAAUAAAUCUAUGUACCUUUGUCCUCGCAGAGCAACAGACGGUGGUCCUUCUCCCCAGAUCUCCAUCAGCCUCCAAGACCUACUUACCUAUCCCAGUAGACCACCUGGAGGAGGAGUACCGGCUCCGCUCAGCUGAUGAUGGCAAACUCUUCCGGGAGGAGUACAAUGUAAGCACAACCACCUCCACAUCUGUAGGUUAGAAUAGAAAGUGGUCAUAAAGCAGGAAGUGGUGUAAACAUUUAACAUCUGUGGUUGAAGAAGUGAGUUAUUGGGGUUAGAAAUGGUCCAACACUCAGUUUUGGCCAAUAGUUGGUCCUCAGACUGGUACUAGAAAGGUAUGUAAAAGUCUAACAUUGUGUCUCCUAAAUGUCAAAAGUAUUUAAAACCCAAGAAAUCAAAGUGCGCUUUUUUCUGCCGCAACAGACCCCCAUCUAAAACACCAACAACUUGAUUUAAAGGGUAUUCCCACGACUACUAUAUGAGUUACAAGUUCACGGAAAGACAGAAUAUCAUGACUUGUGCAUCUAUUUUUAUUUUGGAAAACUACCGGUACUUAUCAGUAUGUGUCACAUUGCCCAUGACACAUAUUGUACACAUAAACACCCACAUGAAUGAAAAAUGUCCCUCCGCCUAUUUGUGACUGCUUUUAGGGAUCUGAGUCAAGAUCAAGUAAUGACUCAGGCUUCAUGUCACACGUACAGAUACGUUUUUAAUCCGAUGGUUUGUCCACAAAGACAGAGGAAGUUUUAAUAGAGGGCAGUUCACUGUAUAGGUAGCAGAGGAAGUGCCAACAUUAAAGCUGAACAAAGACGUUCAUACUGCCAUACAAUGUGCAUGAGUGUUAAAAAGUCAGGCUUGUUUUUUCAGUGUGGGAGCUAUAGAAUUAAAUGUUAAUCAUGCUUCGCAGUCGUUGCCAGGGGGUAAUGCCCAAGGGACGUACGAGGAGGCCAACAAGGACGAGAACAAGGAGAAGAACAGAUACCCCAACAUCCUCCCCUGUGAGUGUACUUUCUGUUCUGUAGGAACCAGUUUUUCUUUGACUCACACCCCGAGCUCGCAGAGCUCACAGUUUCCUGCCUGCGUGUGCACGUGUCUUUAUAGGGUUUUUUAUUUUUUUACAGAUCACAUACAGUAGAUCCUCCCCCGUAGCUCAUGUGUUUAUUCACACUCAUAGUUUCCUCACUCUUCUUCCUUUUUACAGUACAAGUUCCUGUCAUACACCUCCGUCCUAUUAGUAAUUUACAUGUAUUUAGCAACACUAGUGAGUUGUGAUUCUUAAAAGGACUAGUCGGACACUUUUGAGUUGCUUUUUUGAUGUAUUUUAUAGCCAUGACAUAAUUCAUACCAUACUUAUCUGAUUGGUUAAUAACUGCUGGUUUGGAUUCUGUGAGGUUUGGACAGGCUAACUCACACUUGUUCCCACUUUUUACGCUCAACUGAGCUUCUUGUUUCCAUUUCAGUGGAUUUUAUUUUGAAAGGUCAGUCUGCUCUAUUCAUGUCAGAUCCUGUGGUUUGCUUUCUUUUUAAGCUCCAUUAAACAUAAAGAGAUAUCCAAACUAGAACCUUUAGAAAAAUCACCAAAUGGCACAUUUUAUCUCAUUUACAUCAUUGGCCCCAUAAACAAAUAAAUAAAUGUCGACAUUUUUUGAUAACUUGAUGUGUGAGGGAGGUAAUUUGCCAGACAGCAGUUGCCAGGCAACCAGCAGCAAUAAGAGGAAUCUAGUGCUGCUUAAUUUUGCCAACUUUUUAAAAGCUUCCUCCCCUCUAUAUUGUUUAUCAUUAUGGCAAGACCAGCUAAGUAGAUACUUGAACUUGAACCAACAGGAUAUCUCAAGUUUUGAUAAAUCGAUUUCCUAUCUUUGCCAUCAAAGUUUGUCAUGCGAAGAGCGUACUAGCACAGACUAUGUCCUCUGCUAUCUGUGGUUAACACCUUCAGAAGCAUCAGGCGCCCGCAGCUUAAAUAUACGUUUCCUCCUCUAUCCACUGCCAUGUCUUUUUUCUGAAUUGAGGCCAAAGAGCUCCAAACCAAAUUUCUAGAAUAACACGAGCAUUCGUUCACAUCUUAAAUCUUUUUGUCAUUGUUGUAUUUUGGGCCAUAUUUGCCUAAAUUCCCUGGACAGUUAAAGAGAAAGACUGGAGAUGUAAAGGAACAGUGUGAGUGUGUGCUCAAACCACUGAGCCGAACCAGUGACACUACAUGUGUUAUCUGUUUCAUCUGCAUGAAAACACUAAAUUAGCGGUUUUAAAUGUGAUAUGUGCCCGUGUCUAUGACCAGGUAACCAAGAGAACUCUGGGAAAUUUCUGUUGCAGAUAUUUUCUUUUUAAACUUUAGCUUUUCUUAAAUUAUUCCAGUUUCUCUGCCUAACUUAGCUGAGCAUACAAAAGAGGUGCAAUUCUUGUUUCCCACCAAAAUAAAAGCAAAAAGUAGAUAUGUUAAGAAGUCAGAUUUUUCCUUAAUUUCUCUCAGUGAGAUAACGUUAAAUCAGACACAGGUGUUAAUACAGACACUGAGUCUGAGUCUAUUGUCGCCAGGCUAAGCUAACAUCGACCAUACAGACUUUAGAGAGACAUUGUUCUUUUCUCAGAUUGAAAAGAAAUGAAAAGUCCAAACUCUUACUUCCACAUUUACUGCCUGAUAUUAAUCAGACUGUGGCAGACCAUUUUUGGCUCUUUUCAGUGUAAACAAAGUCUGCCUAACAGAACCCUCCAACCACAAAUUAAUGCCACAUUUUAAGUUUUUUUAUCUGGGGAGUAUUGUCGUUCUUAUCUAACUUUCCAUGAAACCAAAUAGGCUGAUUUCAAUACUUGGAAACUCCUUCUUUCUCUACGUAUUUCUUGAAAAUUCUCAUUGUGUUUUUGAGUUUAGCGAGUGACUGUGUGUGUCUGUUGUUUUUCCUCUAUAAUCUCCUCAACUUUUCGAUGUUGUUUUCUCAAACAGAUGAUCAUUCCAGAGUGGUGUUGACUCAGCUGGAUGGAAAUCCCUGCUCAGACUAUGUGAAUGCUUCUUAUAUUGAUGUGAGUGGUGCCUCAUUCUGUCAUAUGUGGCUCUUUUCAUUGUGAAAUGGAAACACGAGCACUACCUAGAUGAAAACUGCAAUCUGUUACUCACAUUUUUGAUAUGUCUCUAUAAUUUCCCCCAAUAUCGAUUUCGCAGAAUAGUCCGUUAUCAGAUUUCCUGAUGGUGUCAUUUAGAAAAUGUAAAAGCUGGUGACACUCUCACUAACAUUUUCCUUUCUACUAGGGUUUCACGGAAAAGAACAAAUUCAUAGCAGCACAAGGUAAGACGAGUUGGACUUAAAUUAGCUUGAUUAUUAGCUUCAUGUCCUUAAUCAAUAACUAUUGAACUGUUUUGUUUUGCAGGUCCGAAGGAAGACACUGUAGCCGAUUUUUGGAGGAUGAUAUGGGAGCAGAAAGUAGCAACUGUUGUCAUGCUGACAAACCUGAAAGAAAGGAAGGAAGUGAGUGAUUUUUCUCAUGUGAUUUCUUAAAGAUGUGUGUUGAAUGAAAAUAGCUACUUUCCCCUUUGCAGCGUAGUCUUAGACUCUGUGUGAGGAUUAAUGGAGCAUUGAAAUACAAAGACUGAAGGAAGAAAGUUGUUUUGAAAAGACUUCAUUGGUUAUGGUCAAAGGUGAAAGCGUGGGCUCUAAUUUGAACUAUUCUUUCCUCACCUGUAAUCUCCGCUCUGACAUCUCUAUUCUCCACUUAAAUUGUCUCUAUUGUGAAGCAUGUGAAUCAGAGCUUACCUACCGAACAAGGGAACGAGGACAAAAGAGAUCAAUAUGAAGAGAACUGGCGCAGAUUUAAAUCAGCAUGUGAAUGGGUUGAAAUCAAUGGCCACAUAAUGUGCUAUUAGGUCCCAUAAGGAAGUGUCAUAAUCACCCUCAGAGUCCGACAUUGAAUGGAUUCACCUCUCUCACUCACACUAAUGUGGACUCACUGACUGUGAAAUUGAAGCAUGUGUGAUUUUGCACUUGAAAAAUUCUGUCCUUUGAGAAGGAAGUAGUUGAUGUGUUUAAUAAAGGCUGUUAUUUUCCCCUUAGGACAAGUGUUACCAGUACUGGCCAGAUCAGGGCUGUUGGACGUACGGGAACGUGAGGGUGGCCGUGGAAGACUUCACAGUGCUUGUGGAUUACACCAUACGCAAGUUCUGCGUUCAAUAUGUGAGUUUCAAGAAGUGCUUCAUAGUUGGUGGAAAUUGUACGUCAACAGAAACAUGGGUAGUGUUGGUGUAACCUGCUCUAUCCUGUGAUAUAGUUCCUUUUUUUUUUCACUUUGAGAUAAACAGAACAAACUUCCAGAAGCACUUUAUUUCUGUGUAAUCUGAAAAAAGCAAGUUGGUCAAAGGCACCAGUAUUUUUUUUUUAAGAUACCUAACCCCGAAUUUCCACCAUAUCCGGAACGGCUCCAAUCUGGAACGGCUGCGAUUUUCACUGUCAGCCAAUUCCUACCGGAUCCGUUUGUGAGGCGAAUUUCAUGGCGGAUUAUGGACAGCAGGAAUUACGAAAACUCACAAGGACCCGCAGAUUUACGUUCAAUCGUGCGAUAACAAGUUGUCUCUGGCCACAUAGGCUAACCAUAUAAGCAGUUGAUUGUGUCCUACUUCUAGACUUCUUAAAUCAGCAUCUCCACGCCAUGGUGUCAUCGCGGUGAAAUGCUGUCUUUAAACCUUUCACUUGAUUGUCAGGGUGUUUUAUUUUGAAAAGAAGCCAGAUGUUUUAUUUUGUGUCUGUGCCCGACUUCCUUUCCAGCACUGGUUAAUCUGCGCUGAAUUUAUCUGGCAUGCUCCCGUGUAGGGAAAAAAAUAGAACUCUUGCGUUUAGCUGCGGAGUCCAGCGAUCCACAGAGGAACGCAAAGAAGCCAAUGGAAAUUGACACAUUACCUUGAAUGGUUACAAUCAGCUAUGAUAGAUGGAUACGGCCUUUUCAUAGCCGUUCCGAAUGGGGAGGAAAUUGGGGGUAAGAAUCUGAGUCAGAUUUAUGACCCUUUGAUCAUCAAAUAGCAAGUUGAGGAGGCUCAGUUUUAAAAACUUUGAAUUAGGGAUGCGCAAUAUUAUAUUUUUGCCGAUAUCUGAUAUGCUAAUUAUUUCAAACUCUGUUACAAAUAUGUAAAACACCUUCUAAUGCUUAUAUAAAGGUGUCAAACUCAAUUCGAAGGUGUUGUUGUAAUGUCUGUGCGUCUCUGCUUUGUUUAUGUCUCCAUGCAGCAAGCUAGCGAUGUUGCUAAGACUCCCAGACUCGUCACUCAGCUUCACUUCACCAGCUGGCCUGACUUUGGAGUUCCUUUUUCCCCCAUCGGCAUGCUCAAGUUUCUCAAAAAGGUCAAGGCAGUCAAUCCGCCCUUCUCUGGGCCUAUCGUGGUGCACUGCAGGUACCAGACUGCCUCUUUUGUUAUUUUGUUGUUUCCUCGGUCAUUUCAUUUUCCAAUUAGUCUCUAUGGUGAUAAAUAUUUUUCAGUCUGAGUAUCUGCUUUGUGUGCCUGAUGGAAAACAAGCUAUCAUCUAAGGCUGGAAAUAUUUUGAGUGACCGAAGCAGCGCAUGUGUUUACAGGCACAGAUGUCCCUUUGUUUCACUGCUGUUGUCCAUUAAGAUGUCGGUGUCAGCUGAGGAUUGUGGUUUGUUUUGUGUCUCUGCAGUGCCGGUGUUGGGAGGACAGGAACCUUCAUCGUGAUAGACGCCAUGAUCGACAUGAUGCACGCCGAGCAGAAAGUUGACGUGUUUGGGUUUGUUGCUAAGAUACGGGAGCAGCGUUCACAGCUCAUUCAGACAGAUGUGAGUCGGGAACAGGGCGUAACACUAAUACCGGACGGCUAGCUUGUUGCUUAUCCCUCCUUCAAUCAUCUGUAAGUGUUUAAAUGUACCAAUCUGUUUGUGUGGGCGCUCUCCUUAGAUGCAGUACUCAUUCAUCUACCAGGCCCUGCUUGAAUACUACCUCUAUGGAGACACAGAGCUGGAUGUGUCAUCUCUUGAAGGCCAUCUGCACAAGCUACACAACACCUUUGCAAACGGUGACCGGGUUGGCCUAGAAGAAGAGUUCAAGGUACAAUCUUCUCCUCAGAUUCUCUCCUCUUAGUUACCAAUAGAGGAAAUUCUGAUUCGAUCGUAUUCCUCUUUUAAAAUCAAGUUAGCUACAGUCAAAUCUGGAAUAAAAGUUACACUGGGAUAAGACUUUUAAGACUCUUUUUGGGGUAUCUUAAAGGGGGAAAAAGGGGGAUAAACCACAUCCCUGUAUCAGGACUUUGCUCAAGUUCAGUAAUAUAUGUUUUCUGAGCAGAUGCGUGGCUAUUUUAAGCACCAUCUGGUGUUGCAGCAAUGUCAGCUAGCUACCCAGUGGUACUAAUAGCUAUGAGGUCCAGAUGCAGGUCUUUUAGAGUAUGUUCACAUGUGCCAGGCUAUUUUCAUAAACAGAUAUUUAACCCUCUCCAUUUACAAGAAAAACUGCGUGCACACCACGUUUUCCAAAAAGUUUUCAUCACACUAACCUGUGUAUAUAUGCUGUCAAGGGCAUAUGAAAUGUAUGGGUAGCAGUGACGUGAGAGGCUCAAGCCCACAUUAGCCAAUCAGAAUCCCACAUAACAGCAAAAACAACAACGUCCCUUCCUUCUUGCAUGCGUACAAUCUGCCGUAGGCAACCCAAAUCUCCGUUUACCUCUGUUUUUUCACCGUUUAUGUGCAAACUGAGUUUUCUAAAAUCUCCACUCUGGCCGGAGUUUUUAAAAAGCAUUGUUUUCAGGGGCGAAUUCUCCAUUUGCGUCUAAACGAAGGGUACAAACGAUGGUUAAUAUCUCCAUUUAAAAAAAAAAAAUGGGUUCGUACAAAGGGGGCCUUAAAUACAAAAGAAUAACAAUACACAAAGCACCACCAUGUAAGGCUCUGCACAUCUUCCAAAGCCACAUAAUUGUCAUUAUACAUGUCUUCACAAACCUCUUCUUUUGAUUACCCUGCUGCAGAAAGGUGAUGCAUCUGUAAAUUAAGCAUUUGUUGCAUUAAUGGCUUAAAAUGAUCAAGUUUUAUUGAUAUGAUAUACAAUAUAUUUCUCCAGACUAGGCCUCACAAGAAGGUCUUACAGUUUAAGGUAACUAAGGCAACUAAUCAGCUACUUAAACCAUCGGCCAGUGCUGUAGGUAAUUGUCAAAAGGUCAGAUGGUCCAUACCACAGGAAAAUAGGCUGACUUUGGCGCUAAUGUGCAGCUCAAGAUGUGUUUUGUUUAGAAAAGCCAAACAAUUUUUUAAUUGUUUUGUGAGAGGAACUAAAUAAGUCAGAGGCUUGACUCUGCUUUCUCUGUGUCCGCCCAGAAACUGACAAACAUGCGAAUAAUGAAGGAGAACAUGAGAACUGGGAACCUUCCUGCCAACAUGAAGAAGAACCGAGUUCUGCAAAUUAUUCCAUGUAAGAAAGCAAAGUGCUGCUACAGACAUUUGUUGCUUUCAUUUUAUAUUGUCCGAGAUUAUGUUAAACAUCUAAGAAUGUUUUUUUUUAAGAGUCCUGGCUUCAGCAGCAUUUCUAACUGUACGCUUCUUCAGAUACGACUUUGUUUACCUGCUUCUCUAAGAAUGUGUUUACAGCUGCUCUACUGUGAAUGUUUUUGAGCAGUUUCCUGUUUUGUUUCUGUUCCAGAUGACUUCAACAGAGUCAUUCUCUCCAUGAGAAGAGGUCAAGAGUUCACGGAUUACAUCAACGCAUCUUUUAUAGAUGUAAGCACAGUUUACGGCCACCCUGUUUGCAACAGUCCACACAUAUUAGUGCUUAAAGUGAUAAAGGCCUAUAUGAAGCUUAACCGAACCGUGUGUUUUUCUGUGUCUUUUAAGGGCUACAGGCAGAAGGACUACUUCAUUGCCACACAGGGCCCUCUGCCGACCACAGUGGACGACUUCUGGAGGAUGGUGUGGGAGUGGAAAUGUCACUCCAUUGUAAUGCUCACUGAGCUCCAGGAGAGGGAGCAGGUAAGCUGUUACAGCUGCUGCCAGCAAGCGAGAAAUGAUAGAUGGUUUAAUUUCACCAUGACAGCAGGGCAACAAAAACAUCUCUCGACUUCUUCCCACAUCUGGAAUGAAAUCACACUUUUAUAGAGUAGAUUAUUACAAACGUGGAAUUUUAUAUUUCGAGCUACACUGUGUGAGAAUAUUUAAAUUUCCUGACUUUAACGCAGGUUGUUGUCUUUCUGUCUGUAUUUUGCAGGACAAAUGUUGUCAGUACUGGCCUACUGAGGACUCGGUCACAUACGGAGAUUACACAGUAGAGUUGAAGGGAGACACUUUGUGUGACACCUUCAGUCUACGAGACUUGGUACUCACCUUUGUCCCGGUAAGCAAAUCGCCCUGCACUAUCACACAGUAACACCUCGAUGUGUUUGCCUGACAGGAUAAGAAGUUCACUGGAUGUCUUUGUGUCUUUCUGUUGAGUGUCUGAGUGCGACUGGUGUUACUUCAAAUCCUUACUGAUUCACCUACAUGGAUUCAUUGUAAUGACUUAAGGUGCAUGUCAAGUCAGAGACAGAAUCUGUCAUUUUAUUUGUGUAUAACCUAACCUAAUUAGUUCAUACAUUAUAGGCAGCUUUAGUUGUGUUUGCAAGAAAAGAAAAGAAAACGAAACUGCCUGGUGGUUUAGCUAAAUUUGGUCUUUGUGGCAGAGAGGAUGUUUGUAUUAUUUCUAUUUCUGUUUUUAGUCUCUGCUUGUAAGAAGUUGCUUUCAUUCAACAGAAAUAACAAUGGCGACUAAAAAUGAGCAUUAAUCGGGAGAAUGACAUUGACUCAUAAGGUUUUGGAGGCGUGCAAGUGUGCAGAUGUAGACCGACCACUCAGUUUCUCAGGCUGUUUGUCUUUCUCACCUAAAAUAAAGAGCAUAUGCUGUGGUCAAAUGUGUCGAUGAGGAGCAGCAUGUAAGAAAAACGCAAAAGAAGCAUGAGAAACUUUCAGUAUCGCCUUGAUAACACUAAAGUACGCCCUUUAAACUUAGUCACACAAUAAUGCACUGGGACCAGGAGAGGAGUUGCAAAACCUGAAGAUUUAAAGGAUAAAUGUUGGGUUAUUUAUGGAUAAUUUUUUGGGAGAGGGGUUUAUUUGGUCUUUUUAUAAGUUUGUAAGUGUGACCUCUUUAAUUUAAACUUUUAAAAAUACUAAAAAGUAAAGAUUGUGUGCUCUGAAUUUGAAGGGCAGCCUGAAAAAGUAAAACAGGCCUAAACAUAACUGUCUCCCUAAGAAUAAAAACUCCUUUGGCCGCCAGAGUAAAUUUGUUUAGCAGGAUGUGUUUAGGAUUAUCAGGUAGGAGCCUCCCAUCUCAUAUAUUUCAUUACAUUCGACCCACAUCACCUCUCAGAGGCUCGGCGGUACAUCUCUCUCUCCAGAAUCAGCACCCAUCAGUCCACCACUCAUCUGCUGCACACUUAACCUACACUGACAUUGCACCUGCCAUUACACCUUGAUGUGCUGCUAAUAAAUCACAUUUGAAAGGUAUAAUGAUGUUUCGUCUGCGCUUGCGUUUCCUCUCGAAGGAGAAGCAGACGAGGGUGAUCAGGCACUUCCACUUCCACGGCUGGCCGGAGAUCGGCAUCCCCGCUGAGGGGAAGGGCAUGAUCGACAUCAUCGCCUCGGUGCAGAGACAGCAGCAGCAGUCUGGGAACCAUCCCAUCGUUGUUCACUGCAGGUAGCUACAAAUCACUGCUUUAGGGCGCAUAUUUAUGCAUUUCUCCUGUUUGCAUUAUCAUAUUUGGGGUGUCUGCUGCAGCGUUUUGCAUAUAUUUUAACUGAAUCAGCUUGAAUUAAGAGUUUUUGUGUUUGUUUGUGACGCAGUGCUGGUGCAGGGCGAACAGGUACGUUCAUUGCACUGAGCAAUAUCUUGGAGCGAGUCAAAGCAGAGGGCCUGCUGGACGUGUUCCAAACUGUGAAGAGUUUACGCAUGCAGAGGCCUCAUAUGGUCCAAACUGUGGUAAGUGACCAGUAGGAGUGUUCCUGUAAUAAAAUAUAGAGCUCAAUAGCUGGGUUCCAGUCAGGUGAUUAUAAUGACACGAGAGGGCGGGGCACUUUCAGAUGAGGGCAGGAAGUAAACAUGGAGAACACAUCUAUGGAGCAAACUGUUGCAGAGAGUCGGUCUUGUACAGAUUUAGAUCCAGUUUUAAGACAAAGAUACGAGCAACUAAUUAGCAAAUAUGUCAAACGUGACCCGCAUCUCAUUAAGAUUUGUGAGUUUUUCACAGAACUUAAAGAUUUGCAGACAAUCAAGGCUGUUGAUAUCACUAACUAUCUGGUCCUCCAGACGUCCUACUACACUACUACACCAUCUUCUGCUCUCGUUGAAAAGAUGCCUCUGAUUUGGGCUUGGUUUUUUGGUAACUGCGGUUGACCGUCGGAGCCCAGUUUACCGACUUAACGUAACCCAAAGCGCUAGGGCAGUCUAAAAAGUCCCAAUGAGGCCAUAUUAGACUACCAGAAACUUAAUCAUAAUGAUUACUAAGUAAACGAGCAUUUAACGACAAUCUAAUGCUAUAUUAGGACUGAGCGAUUUGGCCAAAAAGAUGAUCACGUUAUACUUUGUCAUAUUGUCCGAUCUCGAUUAUUAUCCCAAUUUUGUUUUUAAACUGACAGUUUUAAAGCAUCUGUAUUUAAAACUAAAAAAAUAAAUAGAUAAAUACUAAAUAAGACGUUAGAUAACUUUUCUUCUCAACAAUAACAUUUUUGGAGGAUGACUCAAAGUCAUGGCUGACAUCUAUUUUACUGCCCUCAGUUCCACAUUUGGUUACUCUGUUUACUUGUCCAGCAACUUACAGAAGUGAGCAGGUAAUGCUCCACUCUGAUUGGCUGUUGUGAUGCACACUUUCGCCAUGUUUGAUCUAGUUAAUAAGCUCACAGCUGAUCACCGUGAACUGAAAUUUAUCACGAUCAUUAAUCACAACCAUUUAAUUGCCCAGUCCUAUGCGAUAUAAACACAGCUACAAAAACCAAGUUAGCAAGUUAAAAUACCUCUGACGAAGUGGUCACUGCAGACACGGGCAUUGGCAAGCUCUGCUCCUCCCGACCGCAGACGUAGGUUUACAAUCCAAUUUUUAUGGCGUUGUUCUGUGAAUUUGUUCCAUUUCUCACCUUAGUGAGCGAAGGUCUUAGGCACUCGAUAAAACCUCUUUUCCUUUUCAUGGUUAGAACGAGUCGAGCUGCCGUAAAUCACACAAAAACAUCGACAGUUUCUCAGACGAAUCUUCCUGCCCUCCAUCUGAAUCUCGCACUCUCGCAAUGCAACAUUGUGACAUCAAGUGAAACCCGGCUAUUGAAGUUAAAUAUAUUCCUGUUUUUUGCCAAAUCUUGAUUUUAACAAACUCUUCUAUUUUCCUUUUUCCUCCUUACAGGAACAAUAUGACUUCUGCUACAGGGUGGUACAAGACUUUGUCGACAUUUUCUCAGACUAUGCCAAUUUUAAAUGACGAGAUUUGCCUUAAACAUGGUUUUUAAUGUUGUUUUCUAAAGCUGUCUGUUUUAUGUGUUUCUUUAACUCGGUCAAAUGAUCUAUUUUGCUAUGCACUUGUCCUACCAUUAACUGAGACUCCAUCCUCACUGUAAUAUAAUGUAUGUCUGUGGAUGAAAAUUGUAAAUGAACAAAGUUAGAUUAAUAAUGUAUAUUUCACAUUCAUGUAUGAUAAUUAUUUUGUCAUGAGGUGUUGUUUCAAACUUGGUCUGUCAUUUCAGUUUCGUUGUAUAAUAAUGUACUUUAAGUGUUUAACUAAGUGUUAUUUUGGAUUGACCACUUAAUAUUUUUCAAAGUUGUAGUUAUUGUAAAUGUAUUUAUGUAUUGACGAUGACAUUCCACUCUUGAGUUUGGAGAACAUGAUAGGAAUGUUAUUUUUUGUUUUUAUGUAAACAUACAGCACAUGCUUUGAUUUUCAUGACUUCUGUCUGAGAUAUGAGGCGCUAUUUAAAAUAUUUUCAACGUCCUCAAGCUUCACGCCCAUCACGAAUGCGAUACUCUUUCCAAUGGAAAUAUUGUCAGAAAAAAAGAUCGACUCACUUCAGCCAUAAAGUUAUGCAACAGAGGAGAAGUGACGACACGGGGGUUGAUUCACAUCACGGAUCCAGGCAGACGUUUCACACUUAGAUGUAUCGCAGUCUUUCAGAAACCAUUAAACCGGUUUUGUGGUUUUGUACCUUAAAUAAAGACCGUGGUAUGCAACUGCAGUUGACAUGGAUGUAACAUUACUACUAUCUGCCUUUUGUCUAUUGACAGCUAAAGUAUUUUACUAUAACAACUGCACAUUUAAAAAGCACAUAUAAAUAAGCCUUUCGCUAAGAACCUGUAAUAUUCAACAGAGUGGUUACUGCUUUAUUUAUAAGAUAGAUUAGAGAUUGUUCACAAAUCAGUGCCAUAUGUACCUUUAUAAGACAUGUUAAGGUGAAGUAACCCUGUGUUGUUCCUAAGAGAAGGUUAAUGUGGAGGCUUAAUGCAGUAGAGCCAGUACACUUUCAUGACCGAGUGUCAAACGCACAGUUAUCGCAGGACUGCGUUCAAAGAUGAGUCCUGUAAUGUCAACCAGCCACAGUAUACAAAUGUGGUGCUUCAGUGCCUGCUUAACAUCAGAGCAACAAAAAGACAUCAAUCUAUAAAUGUUCAGUUACUAACGUUUGCUCCAAACUUGGGUUUCUUUAGUCACAAAGGUCAUUGAGAGGAAGCAGAGUGUUCCAGUCACAGAAAAAUAUCUGACUGUAAAACAGGCAGUGACCCCCAUCUAUCCGGUACUUUAACUUUAAUCCAAACAUUUGGACUAAUCGGACCCAGCACUGCUUUAAUCCUCAACGAGAAGUGUAAUUGUGUUAAUGCUGUCUGUAAAUACUACAUGACAAAGUGCUAACAUUGUGAAAGUUGCUGAGCAGCGCAGAGCUGUGCAGCGAUUGGUUGUGUUGUGCGUGCUAUCUGUGGGAGAUGUGAGGUGAAGCACAAGAAGAGACUAAACAAAACAAGCUGUUUUUCCUCUAUGGCUUCUUUUCUGUCUGUACCCUCUUUUAAAGAAUAUCAAGAGGAGCUGUUUGGACGUCAGCUCUUUGCCUUUGCUCUCUCCCCGUGGGUGGUCCAUCCCCUUUUUGGAUUCUCAAUGUCUUUGAAAUGCAAGUUGCAAUAUUAAAUUCUUCUGAAAAUGCU
Messenger RNA from Xyrichtys novacula (pearly razorfish), 73548 nucleotides. The record is from the annotation of a GenBank genome assembly. NCBI's taxonomy places the organism in Eukaryota, Metazoa, Chordata, Actinopteri, Labriformes, Labridae.